Molecule: messenger RNA, 47047 nt
Organism: Coregonus sp. 'balchen'
Lineage: Eukaryota; Metazoa; Chordata; Actinopteri; Salmoniformes; Salmonidae
Source: the annotation of a GenBank genome assembly
AUGUGGACUAAUGUUAAUUUGAUUCCUCACCCAGCUGAUGAAAGCGCCCCUACAGAGCAGCCAGUCCUCUCAGAGGUGGAGUCAGAGGCCCCUUCCGCUGCAGAAGACGUGUCGGACACUGCUGCUGCCACUUCCAACACACCUGUGUAAGUCCAUUUUUAGAUGUGCUGGAAAAAAUAGAUUUAGUUUCUUCAGCAUUUCAAAUGACAUUGGCACAUUCCAAUACCAAUACCAGUCACACACCCAGAUGACAUUCUCUACAAAAUAUUGAUUUUUAGAGCAAACUCCCAUUGUUCUGCCAAGAGUUGAUGAAUAUCGUCAGAUCAUGAGGGCUGUAGUGCACUGCCCAGCAUUACAUGGGAGAUGUGAAGUCUGAGGUGUACUUCCAAAUAAGCUUAGCUGGGUUUAUAUUGUUGAUAUUGGAGAAGUAUAAUAUGGAAUGUAAUAGUAUUGAAGUUUGAGGUGAGUGCAAUAGUCAUUUUGCUUCUUGUUGACCUGCACAUUAUACCUUUUUUGGAUCCACUUAUCUGUAUGUUAUCUGUCUAACACUGUCUGUCUGUCUGCACAGGGAGAACAGGGUGAGGGCCUGUGCUCUCUGUAACUGCGUGGAGCGCAGCCUGCAUGGACAACGGGAACUCCGACAUUUUGGGCCAUCUUCCUCCCGGCCAGCCCUAGAGCCCUCAGCUUCCUCACUGCCAGGGCCUGGGAACGAUGACCUGUCUUCCAUCGGAUUCUCAGACUCCGACGCAUCCUGUCUGGCAGCACAGUUGGAGGACACAGGUGGGACUCCACACUCAUCUCAUCACAUUUCUAUUUUGUUUUACUGAAACUGUUUUCUUGGCCAGGUCUUCCUUGAGAAAGAGUUAUUUUGACCUCAGUGGGAUUAGGGAAAAAAAGGAUUAAAAAAAAAAAAAAGGGGGGGGGGGGGGGGGGGUUUACUAAUAUUUUACCCACUGGGGAGCUUGUACACACAGUGCAGUUUACAUAGUAAGUCUAUCCCCAAACCCAUAUUAUAAAGCAUUUUACAGAAAUUCCAAUAAUUGAUCAGAAGCCAGAGACCAUACAGGUGUAGUAUCUGAAUCUUAGUGUGUGGUUGUAAUGUGUUGAGCAGGGGGUUGCUGGGUGCAUCACUGGUGUGCGGUGUGGUCAGAUGGGGUGAAGCAGUUGGAGGAGGCUGAGGAGGAGCUGGAGAAUGUGGACAAGGCCGUCAUCUCAGGGACACAGCGGGUAAGUUGACCACUCAUAGAUUAAAAAAAUGACAUGUUUUUAUAGAUCCCAGGACUCUCUAUAUAUAACGUUAACAAUUGUUGCUGAUUGGAGUUAAAGAAGAACUCAACUGAACACUUCUGAUACAAAGAUGUGCAGGGUUCUGGACAGUUCUGGGUUCAGCUCAGUGAAUGUACCUGCCAUUAAACCUGCAGGCACCUUCAAUAAUGGUUUUCAGAAAUUCUUAGAAAAGGAAAAACCUGCACGCUCUCAAUAGUAUUAAGAAGUACAAUUCAUUUGAAUGGUGUGGUUCUAUAUUCUCUCCUGUAACAUUUCUUUGUUGUAGUAAAAAUGAUUCCCUCUAGUGUCUCGCCCAUAACCUUGUCUCUGAACCGUCUUUUUAGCUGUGUGAAUAUUGCAAGCGUCUGGGUGCUACCAUCCGGUGCCAUGCUGAGGGCUGCUCACGGUUCUACCACUUCCCCUGCUCUGCUGCCAGCGGCUCCUUUCAGUCCAUGAAGCAGCUAGCUCUCCUCUGUCCGGAGCACAUAGACAAGGCUGAGGAGAUGGGUAAGGACACCUUCCAAUGUUGAGUUCAAAGCCCCAACUCGAUCAUUAGGUUAUGCUCUGUAACUGUGAGGUACAGUAUGUGUGUGUGUGUGUGUGAUUUUGGUCACGUGAUCGUUUGGUUCGCUAACUAAGGUUUGUCUGUCCUCCAGCGGGUGAGGAGGCUCAGUGCGCAGUCUGUGACUCUGCGGGGGAGCUGCUGGACCUUCUGUUUUGUACGGGCUGUGGGCAGCACUACCACGCCGCCUGUCUGGAGAUCAGCGCCACGCCCAUACAGAGAUCAGGGUGGCAGUGCCCAGAGUGUAAAGUGUGCCAGACAUGCAGGUGAAUGUCUCUUUGCUGCCCAAUCUCACAUUUGUUUACAUUUUUGGGGUAAUCCAUUUUUUAAAUGGGAAAAUCACUAUUUUUACAUAUAAAAUAAAAAUGUUGUUUACUGGAUUGAUGUGCCCUUUGGGAAACUGCGAAAUGCUGUUCCUAAAUGCUUCCGACCACCUACCACAUGCUCCCAAUUAGUAGGAGCAAGGGUUUCCCUGAUCAUGUGACUUUUCCAGUAAAACACUCUAAGAUGUUGUCAUUGUCUAUUGCGUCUUAGAAACAAGGCAUACAGCUGUUAUUGAAUAAAAUCCUAUUUUCUAUAAUUUUCCAGGCAACCAGGGGAGGACUCGAUGAUGUUAGUAUGUGAUGCCUGUGAUAAGGGCUACCACACCUUCUGUCUCCAGCCAGCCAUGGACUCUCUUCCCUCAGACACAUGGAAGUGCAGAGUAAGAACAUGCUGAACAUGUGCUGAUAUUGCUACUCCUGCCAUAGUAUCCUCUGUUAGGAAAGGAAGAUAAUGCUGCCCUAUAAUUGAAGUCCUUAGCCAUAUGUUGACAAUGAACAUAUCUUACUGUAAAUGGUUAAAGUUAUUUAUCUGUUUCUUUGGAGGCUUUUAUGAUAGUUCUGUAAAUUUAAAGUAUGGAUAUGCGAGAAAAUAACCUUUUCUAUGUGAACAUUUCUGAAAAUAAUCACUUUGUGUGUGUUCCCUGUGUGAAUAGCCUCUUUUAAUUUCACCUAUGUAUCCCCCCCAUCUCAGAGAUGUCGGGUGUGUACGGACUGUGGUGCUAAUGGUCUGACGCUGCCCGGCUCGGCCCAGUGGUUUGACAACUAUGCCGUGUGUGAGGGCUGCCAACGUACCCGCAGCUCUACGUGUGGCGUCUGCAGCAAAGCCUCGGAACCACCAGUCACGCUGCCGCGCUGUAGCACCUGCAACAGGUAUGUCUACUGCCUCAGACGGAAUCAAUAAGUAAAUAUAUGAAUCAAAAUGUUUUGUAACAACUUGAUGAAAAAGGCGUUCUAAAGUAUUUUACAAUAACCCGGCCUAGACCCUAGCCUAAAGAACAGCAGCAGGCAUUGAUAACGACUAUGUAGAAUUUUUUCCUCCUUCGUUCAUUCGUUCUUGACCAUUCCUCUGUCAUCUCACUAGGUGGGUGCACAGUGAGUGCUCCUCUACGUCGGAGCCACCUGAGGAAAAGUGGAUCUGUUCGCUCUGCCGAGACAGAGAGCCUCCGCCAGACCCUGUCACACAGACAGAAGGACAGACGGACACGAUGGAGCUGCAGACCACAGAGACGGGGUCUGAGGUGACGAUAGAAGGACAGACAGACACAGUUGCCGAGAUGCCAAUCCAGACAGACUCGGCGGCUGAUGUUACGAUAGAAAGACAGACGGCCGUGUCCGAGAUGACCGUGGGACAGACGGACAUGUCUGAGGAGGUGACGAUGGAACAGGCGGAGACCAAGACGGACGAGGAGGUGCCCAUGGAGCUGGGUACGUUGAUUUAGCACUUUUUUGUUAUACUUGAUAAAAGGGUCUACAGACCUUGAUAAAAGGGAAGAGUUAACAGUUAGCUCCAUCUCUGAAAGAGCAACACGACAAACUCUACCCACGUUUUUCUUAUCUAAGCCAUCCUCGCUCUAAAGGAAUUUAUGUGAUGCGCGAUAGAAUGGUAGUACACAAUCAGAGUGUAUGAUGGUAGUGGUGUGAUGAAGCUGACUUUGUCUUCUCAACAGGGACGGAGGCUGAAGUGGUAGAAAGGACAGAGAGCACCAUGGAGGAGGGGCCUCAGCUGGAAACGGAGGAAGUCCCUGCAGAACAGCCCAUGGUCCAGGCUGAGGUUACAGAAGCAUGUGAAACAACAGAACAACAGGAGGCUUCUAGUUUACCUGUGGCUGUUGUGGAAGAGAGAACAGAGGAGGCUUCCAACCAGAUGCCCCAACCCCAGGUCAGCAUUGUCCCUGUCCUUGAGUCACCGGAGUCACCAGAACAGCAACCACCACAGUCGCCAGAGCCAGCACCAGUAGUCCAGCUAGGCCCUGACCACAGAAAGGAGAGGGAGGUGGAGGUCAAGCCCUCAACAGAGCAGCAGUCAACACAGGAGAAGGAGGAGAAGAUAAGCGGUGAGGGCAUGUCUACCACCAAGCCAUUCAUUCGGGACUCGCCAGAGUCACCAACCCCUCCCAUCUCCAUGCAAGAGUCAGAGUAUGUUUCCAUGGACACAGUUGAGGCGGGGCUAAAGGAGGAGCGCUCAGGGUCUCCCAUUCCUCCUGCUCCACAGGCCAACACACAGGAGGCUGCUCCUUCUACUGUGGACAUGGAGGACAGGGGGACUCACUCUGAGGAGGAGGAGGAGUUUGUAGAAGAAGAGGAGGAACAGCAGGGGAAGGAGGCAGGCGGAGAAGGUCAUCAUAGUCAUCACAGAAGGGUCAAGAUCAAGCAGGAGCCCCAGGACCCCACGGAGGAGCAGGAGGAGACGAAGCCUGAUCAACUCCUCCUGGAUGAGAUGUCCAACCAGAGUCACCAGAGUCACGGCGACGAGAGCAGCUCUGGCUUCCUGGGCUCCCCGGCCGAGAACGAAGCUGAGGCAGAGCCUGACGCACAGGUAAUAGGGGCAGACACCAUUGAGGUCUAUAAAUCACGUUUAAAAACCUCACCUUUUUAGCUUGGCCUUUAAAAGGGAAAUCUGCAGUUCAAACAAUAACAAAGCGACACCCUGCCACUGUUUUGGUAAAAAGAGGGGUUGGAGAAAUUUAACCUCCCUCCAAUUCAUGGACAGAGCUAUGGAUACUAGGACUGACCAUCCAGUCAAAAAUGGAUGUAGCAACCGCAGAGUGCCCCUUUAAUCAGUAAUUGUAUUAUUUUAAACGUUCAUUGAGUUUUAUGUUGCUAUAUUCAUCCCUUUUACUGCUUCUCGUUUGCUUUUACUUUCAUUUUAUUGUUUUACUGUGAAGUGUGUUGCGAUUUUAAAUGCACUUUGAAUAAAGUUGGAUUUUGAUUUGACAGCUGUCCAUGGAGCUUAGCCUGAUGCCCACCGGACGCUCCCGUUCCGACUCCCUGCUCACUGAGACGGACGACUCGCUGCCCUUUGACCCCCUCAAACCAGACGGGGAGAAGAAGAGGAGAGGCUCGCCGGGGCGCUCCCGGGUCAAACAGGUACGGUCCAGUAACAAUUCAGUGUCAUAGACAAUCGACACUCAUUCAAAAGUCUAAACUCUGUCAUAGGGCUUUUGUUGUUAUGAUAGGCCCAUUUCUCAAUGAUAUUGAGGUUCCAAAACUGUCUCUGCAAAAUAUGUUCUGUGUUAUGUGUUGGGCAAUGGCUAGAUGCAGUAGUCUUAUUCUUAUUCAUCAGUUCUAAAAACGGUCAGUUAUCGUAUGUGAUGAGGUACUGACACGGCUGGUGUUGGUCUUUUCAGGGGCGGGGCAGCAGCAGUUUCCCGGGGAAGCGGCGCCCUCGCGGUGGUGGCGGUGGGAGGGGCCGUGGCGGAAGGAACCGCCUCAAAGCCAUGGCCUCCUGCAUCGACGCCUUCCUGGUGAGUAAAACCGACCGACGACACAGAAACAUUCAUACAUUCAAACACCAUUAAUUCACUAACUCACUCACUUACUCGAUUUUGUCAUCAAAUGUCGACAUUGAACCUUACAAUAGAUACAAACCACAGCAGCGAUUUGUCACGGAAAUCUAGAAUAUUUGGAACUUGAUCUCUGUCUAAAGUUCAUUCAAUACAGACCACUUGAUUGGAACUUGGAACUUGAUAUCAGAAUGUGUAAUAUUCCUUAUCCCAGCUGAGCAUGACAGCAGCAGACACUGGACUGUGUAAAGAGGAGGAGGAGGGGGAGGAAGAUGAGGCUAUGCAGAACACAGUGGUGCUCUUCUCCAACACAGAUAAAUUUGUCCUGCUUCAGGUAAUUCUGGUCUCAUGCGUUUCGGUUUGACAUUUUCCAGUUCCCCUGUGGCAUUUUCCAUGUCAGACAAUCUUAGACAUUAAUGCAUCUUCACUGUAACCCAAGCUGACUGGGUUUUUCCUUCUGUCUUUCUCCCUCCCUCUCUCUCUCUCUCUUUCACCCCCCCCCUCCCCCUUUCUCUCUCUUAGGACAUGUGUGUGGUGUGUGGCAGUUUUGGGAAGGGUGUGGAGGGGCAGCUGCUGGCGUGUGCUCAGUGUGCCCAAUGUUACCAUCCAUACUGUGUAAACAGCAAAGUAAGCAUAAACCUCUUUAUUCUUUAUAACAUCAUCUUUAUACAGCUAGUCUUCCUAAUAAUAAUAAUAAUAAUAAUAAUAAAAAAUAGCGCGCUUUUCGCAUACUCAAAGAUGCUUUGCAAUAGGCCACUAUAAAGAAAUAAAAAAACAAGGGUUCAAGAGUUACAACAACACACAUACCUCUGGCUUCAUCUUGAUGCCAUUUUCAGAAAUCAAAAACUCUUUUUGAAUCUAUUUUUUUACACUGUUUUCCCCUUCUCCUCGCUCUUGCAGAUGACUAAGAUGAUGCUGCGUAAGGGCUGGCGUUGUCUGGAAUGUAUCGUGUGUGAGGUGUGUGGCAAGGCCUCGGACCCGGCCCGCCUGCUACUGUGUGACGACUGUGAUGUCAGCUACCACACCUACUGCCUGGACCCGCCCCUACACACUGUACCCAAGGGGGGGUGGAAAUGCAAAUGGUAAGCAUUAAUCACAACUCUCUUUCUCUCGCUUAAAAAAUACCCAUGAAGAAACAACAACAGCAACUCUUUCACCACGAUAGCCCGUUCAGUCAUGUUGUUGGGUCUGAAUAAGGUUAAAAUGUAAAUGAACUUGUACCAGAAUAUGCAUAGUAUGCACACAAAAAAGGUCCUGCAGCCUAACUUUAAAAGCUCAGAUGUCUUAUCUUUACUUUCUGUUUCUCGGUUACAUCUGAACUUUUUUGUGAUCAAUUUUCACAAACUGUACCAGCAACAAGAAUUACACCACCAUUUUGAAAAUGUAUCUGUCUGAUAGUGUACUUGAACCUGAUUGCUCAUUGUCCCUGUUGUCUGUUACUUGUGUAGGUGUGUGAGCUGUAUGCAGUGUGGUGCCAGCAGCCCGGGGUUCCACUGUGAGUGGCAGAACAACUACACCCACUGUGGCCCCUGUGCCAGCCUGGUCACCUGCCCUGUCUGCAGGGAGAACUUCAUGGAGGAGGAGUUGCUGCUGCAGUGUCAACACUGUGACAGGUGGGUACCACUCAUUACAACUACACAAACAUACGUACAGAUAUCUGAAAGGUUGUUGAAAUAGAUAUAUAUAUAUAUAUAUACAGUGAGGGAAAAAAGUAUUUGAUCCCCUGCUGAUUGUGUACGUUUGCCCACUGCCAAAGAAAUGAUCAGUCUAUAAUUUUAAUGGUAGGUUUAUUUGAACAGUGAGAGACAGAAUAAUCACACAAAAAUCCAGAAAAACGCAUGUCAAAAAUGUUAUAAAUUGAUUUGCAUUUUAAUGAGGGAAAUAAGUAUUUGACCCCCUCUCAAUCAGAAAGAUUUCUGGCUCCCAGGUGUCUUUUUAUAUAGGUAACGAGCUGAGAUUAGGAGCACACUCUUAAAGGGAGUGCUCCUAAUCUCAGUUUGUUACCUGUAUAAAAGACACCUGUCCACAGAAGCAAUCAAUCAAUCAGAUUCCAAACUCUCCACCAUGGCCAAGACCAAAGAGCUCUCCAAGGAUGUCAGGGACAAGAUUGUAGACCUACACAAGGCUGGAAUGGGCUACAAGACCAUCGCCAAGCAGCUUGGUGAGAAGGUGACAACAGUUGGUGCGAUUAUUCGCAAAUGGAAGUAACACAAAAGAACUGUCAAUCUCCCUCGGCCUGGGGCUCCAUGCAAGAUCUCACCUCAUGGAGUUGCAAUGAUCAUGAGAACGGUGAGGAAUCUGCCCAGAACUACACGGGAGGAUCUUGUCAAUGAUCUCAAGGCAGCUGGGACCAUAGUCACCAAGAAAACAAUUGGUAACACACUACGCCGUGAAGGACUGAAAUCCUGCAGCACCCACAAGGUCCCCCUGCUCAAGAAAGCACAUAUACAUGCCCGUCUGAAGUUUGCCAAUGAACAUCUGAAUGAUUCAGAGGAGAACUGGGUGAAAGUGUUGUGGUCAGAUGAGACCAAAAUCGAACUCUUUGGCAUCAACUCAACUCGCCGUGUUUGGAGGAGGAGGAAUGCUGCCUAUGACCCCAAGAACACCAUCCCCACCGUCAAACAUGGAGGUGGAAAUAUUAUGAUUUGGGGGUGUUUUUCUGCUAAGGGGACAGGACAACUUCACCGCAUCAAAGGGACAAUGGACGGGGCCAUGUACCGUCAAAUCUUGGGUGAGAACCUCGUUCCCUCAGCCCGGGCAUUGGAAAUGGGUUGUGGAUGGGUAUUCCAGCAUGACAAUGACCUAAAACACACGGCCAAGGCAACAAAGGAGUGGCUCAAAAAUAAGCACAUUAAGGUCCUGGAGUGGCCUAGCCAGUCUCCAGAUCUUAAUCCCAUAGAAAAUCUGUGGAGGGAGCUGAAGGUUCGAGUUGCCAAACGUCAGCCUCGAAACCUUAAUGACUUGGAGAAGAUCUGCAAAGAGGAGUGGGACAAAAUCCCUCCUGAGAUGUGUGCAAACCUGGUGGCCAACUACAAGAAACGUCUGACCUCUGUGAUUGCCAACAAGUACUAAGUCAUGUUUUGCAGAGGGGUCAAAUACUUAUUUCCCUCAUUAAAAUGCAAAUCAAUUUAUAUUAUUUUUUACAUGUGUUUUUCUGGAUUUCUUUGUUAUUCUGUCUCUCACUGUUCAAAUAAACCUACCAUUAAAAUUAUAGACUGAUCAUUUCUUUGUCAGUGGGUAAAUGUACAAAAUCAGCAGGGGAUCAAAUACUUUUUUCCCUCACUGUAUAUAUACACACUACCGUUCAGAAGUUUGGGGUCACUUAGAAAUUCCCUUAUUUUUGAAAGAAAAGCAAUUUUUUUGUCCAUUUAAAAUAACAUAAAAUUGAUCAGAAAUACAGUGUAGACAUUGUUAAUGUUGUAAAUGGCUAUUGUAGCUGGAAACAGCUUUUUAUUUUAUUUUAUUUUUUAUGGAAUAUCUACAUAGGCGUACAGAGGCCCAUUAUCAGCAACCAUCAGUCCUGUGUUCCAAUCACAUUGUGUUUGCUAAUCCAAGUUUAUCAUUUAAAAGGCUAAUUAAUAAUUAGAGAACCAUUUUGCAAUUAUGUUAGCACAGCUGAAAACUGUUGUGCUGAUUAAAGAAGCAAUAAAACUGGCCUUCUUGAGACUAGUUGAGUAUCUGGAGAAUCAGCAAUUGUGGGUUCGAUUACAGGCUCAAAAUGGCCAGAAACAAAGAACAUUUCUUCUGAAACUCGUCAGUCUAUUCUUUUUCUGAGAAAUUAAGGCUAUUCUAUGCGAGAAAUUGCCAAGAAACUGAAGAUCUCGUACAACACUGUGUACUACUCCCUUCACAGAACAGGGCAAACUGGCUCUAACCAGAAUAGAAAGAGGAGUGGGAGGCUCCGGUGCACAACUGAGCAAGAGGACAAAUACAUUAGAGUGUCUAGUUUGAGAAACAAGACUGCCCAUCUUAAUCUUUUCUUUUUAUUGGCCAGUCUGAGAUAUGGCUUUUUCUUUGCAACUCUGCCUAGAAGGUCAGUAUCCCGGAGUCGCCUCUUCACUGUUGACGUUGAGACUGGUGUUAUGUGGGUACUAUUUAAUGAAGCUGCCAGUUAAGGACCUGUGAGGCGUCUGUUUCUCAAACUAGACUCUAAUGUAUUUGUCCUCUUGCUCAGUUGUGCACCGGAGCCUCCCACUCCUCUUUCUAUUCUGGUUAGAGCCAGUUUGCCCUGUUCUGUGAAGGGAGUAGUACACAGUGUUGUACGAGAUCUUCAGUUUCUUGGCAAUUUCUCGCAUAGAAUAGCCUUAAUUUCUCAGAAAAAGAAUAGACUGACGAGUUUCAGAAGAAAUGUUCUUUGUUUCUGGCCAUUUUGAGCCUGUAAUCGAACCCACAAUUGCUGAUUCUCCAGAUACUCAACUAGUCUCAAGAAGGCCAGUUUUAUUGCUUCUUUAAUCAGCACAACAGUUUUCAGCUGUGCUAACAUAAUUGCAAAAGGGUUUUCUAAUGAUCAAUUAGCCUUUUAAAUGAUAAACUUGGAUUAGCAAACACAAUGUGAUUGGAACACAGGACUGAUGGUUGCUGAUAAUGGGCCUAUGUAGAUAUUCCAUUUUAAAAAAUCAGCCGUUUCCAGCUACAAUAGCCAUUUACAACAUUAACAAUGUCUACACUGUAUUUCUGAUCAUUUUAAUGGACAAAAAAAUGGCUUUUCUUUCAAAAACAAGGGAAUUUCUAAGUGACCCCAAACUUUUGAAUGGUAGUGUGUAUAUAUAUAUUUAGUUAGUUAGUGUUGGCACUUUAGCCUUAUAUAUAUAUAUAUAUAUAUAUAUAUAUAUAUAUAUAUAUAUAUAUAUAUAUAUAUAUAUAUAUAUAUAUAUAUAUAUAUACACAUUUAAAUUAGGCUAAAGAGAAGAGGACCCAAGACAGAUCCUUUAGGGACCCCCAUUCUACUUUUUUGGCUGUACCAUGUUAAAGCUUUAUCCAGAAAGAGAGGUAUAUCUUUCAUUAUGUGUUUCUCUCCAUGUAGAUGGGUGCACGCGGUGUGUGAGAGUCUGUACACUGAGGACGAGGUGGAGCAAGCUUCUGAUGAGGGCUUUGCCUGCACCUCCUGCACUCCCUACGUUCCCAAACCCAUAGGUAAGUCUAUCAACUUAAAACUAGUCCAUUUGAUUAGAAACAAGUGGAAACGGUGACAACAUGAAAUGUCUUCUGUAAUUAUCACACUUCCCCUCGGAUUGUCUGCAGUAACAGUGGAUACAACCUACAUGACAGCCAUGAAGAUAAAAGAACCAGGUUGGUUUUCUCUCUCUUUCACUGUUUAUUUGUAAUGACACAUUACGUUUUUUCACCUCCAAGGUGCUUUAGUCGACCCCUUGUAGUUUUAACAAUUGGCACAUUUUAUUUGUAUGUAUCCAAGUAAUUAUUGUUUGCAAUGACAGCCUAGCAAAGCACAUCCAUUCUGUGUGUAGCAGAAAGAGCACUCACUCAUCACCUUUCUCCUCCCUUAACCUCUGUCAUUGUCUGAAUCAGCACAUUGUUUGUGUAGUUUUAUCAGUCAUCAACCCUCUCUCCUCCCUGUCCCACCCAGAGCCCCAGUUCUACCGCUUGGAGGGGGUGUGGCUGACCGAGACGGGCAUGUCCCUGCUGCGUAGCAUUUCUAUGUCUCCCCUACACAAGAGACGGCAGCGGCGCUCCCGCCUGGACAUGCUGUGUGGCGACGGAGGGCAUGACGGCAUUGAGCUAAGAGAGGGCGAGGGAGAUGGGGACGAGGGAAAAGGUGGGUGGACUUUCUACUGUUUUGUUUCUCAAAGUGACAAGGGAUUUCUAUAGGAGGAGGAUGAAGUUGCUCCAUGCCUUGACACUGAUCGAAGGACAGAUUUGCCUUCAUCCCCUAAUGGGGUUCAGAUUUGGGGUUGCAAACUGAUCCUAAAUGUGUGCUUUGAACACCUUCUAUCCAGAGCUUUUUUUAUAUGCUUUGAAAGGUCAUCUUGGACCUUCUUGAUUGAUGACAUUUAAUGUUCUUCAAGAGGUGAUUCCUUACCUCAUGCAUGUAUUUGUGCACCCACUUUGGUCUGUCGCUUCCUCUGUAUUGACCAUGAAUCUCUGUUGUUCCAGGCUGUGGGGAGCCCAUGGAAUGUGAGACUGGAGCCCCUGGUGUAAAACAGGAGCCUCCAGGGAGCCCAGACAGAGAGCUGGGAGCAGAGGGAGGUGGUGAGGGCAUGGAGGAGGGCCUCCUCAAAGGAGGAGGAGAGGAGACUGACGAGGGCAAGAAGAGGAAGAGGAAACCCUACAGACCAGGUCAGAGGGCACUCUAUCUAGACAUAUUGGUUAAAAUAAUAUUUGUUUUCUUUGCAAUGCUUUAGCCUCGCUUGAUUGAGCUUGCCUGGUGCAAUGGAACUAAUAGAAUAGUCCUGAAAGUGCAGGUCUGGCACUCCAGACAGACUCGAUCAAACACUCAAAGUAUUUGAAAGAAAACAGAUACUAUUAGAACCCAGGUUUGCUCAACAGACCCCUGUAAUGAGAGCAUAUCAUUUGUCACUGCUCUAUGACGGUCACAUUUCAAAUAAACGUUUUGAAACUGACUUCUUUAUAUCUCCUGCAGGGAUCGGUGGCUUCAUGGUUCGCCAGAGGAAGUGUCACACGCGGAUGAAGAAAGGUCUGUUCCCCCAUCUGUCUCAUCUGGCUGGAGACGGGACAAUUACUACAGAUAGACAGACCAGAGAGAAGCCAGCCCUAGAGGAAGGCAAGUUACAGUUACAAGUUACAGCAGCCACCUGCUACCAUUGUACUGGUCAAACACUGAAAUAUUCUGAUCUGUUGGAGAGAGGUCAAAUUCUUAGACAUUUUGUAAAAAAAUAUGAUAAACCUUUGAGGACCACUAUGGAAAUAGGUUGUUAUUAUUCAUGUGCUUUCAUGUCUCAUCCUCCGGGAUUCAAAUAUACAUUGUUUCGAUGUACGAUUUAUUUACAACCCAAAACAACAUUUUAAUAUAAUUAAAUUCCUGCUUUCAAAAUUGAGAUUCUGAACAUCUGAAAUGACACGUGUUGUUUGUUGACAGGGCCCCACCCAGACACGCCUAUAGAUGGCCCCCCGGAGACUAAGCCAGCUGAGGGAGAGGGGGAGCAGGCCAAGAAACGACGAGGCAGGAAGAAGAGCAAACUGGAGGACAUGUUCCCAGCUUACCUGCAGGUACAUUCUCUCACAUCACCUCUCACCAUGUGCUAUUCUAAAGACUUCAGUUAGUAACCUAAAGGAACCAGUUUCCCAGACAAAUGAAUCCUAGUGGAAUACAAAGCAUGCUCAAUUGAGAUUCUCCGUUGAAAUUACUUCUUAGUCCAAGGCUAGACUUAAUCUGUGUCUGGGGAAACUAGCCCAUAGUGUCUAGAGACCAACUCCAUAUAGGACUAGCUAACACCAUAAUUAUCUCUCCCUCUCUCUGUAGGAGGCGUUCUUUGGUAAACAACUGAUGGACCUGAGUAAGAAGGCGCUCCUGGUUCCCCCAGGACAGAGGCAUCAUGGUGCCAUGGGUCUCCUCCGACCUCCACUGCCCCAUGCACCAGGGGCCAGACCCACCGCACCUGAUGCAAUGGAGGCCAGGGAGCAAGCAAUGGGGGCUGGGAUGCACCUGAAGCAGGAGGGGGGUGAAGGAUCCCAGGUUCAGGGAGAGGGAGCAGGGUCGUCUUCAUCUGUCAAAGAACAGGGUUCAACGGACCCUCAAGGCUCCGACACGGAGAAGAAUGAAGGUAAGAGAUCACAGUGAUGCUGAAAUGUUGCUGAUUUAAUAAAAGGCAUACUUCACAAGCGUAGUAUGCAGGAGCUUAAUUUCUUUUGGUGAGAGGUCUGUGUGCUAGAAACUUGCAAGAGUUUUGUUUUGGCAUACAGUGCCUUGCAAAAGUAUUCAUCCCCCUUAGCGUUUUUCCUAUUUUGUUGCAUUACAACCUGUAAUUUAAAUAGAUUUUUAUUUGGAUUUCAUGUAAUGGACAUACACAAAAUAGUCCAAAUUGGUGAAGUGAAAUGAAAAAAAUAACGUGUUAAAAAAUAAAAUAAAUAAAAAAAUAACGGAAAAGUGGUGCAUGCAUAUGUAUUCACCCCCUUUGCUAUGAAGCCCCUAAAUAAGAUCUGGUGCAACCAAUUACCUUCAGAAGUCACAUAAUUAUUUAAAUAAAGUCCACCUGUGUGCAAUCUAAGUGUCACAUGAUCUGUCACAUGAUCUCAGUAUAUAUACACCCCAGAGUCUGCAACACCACUAAGCAAGGGGCACCACCAAGCAAGCGGCACCAUGAAGACCAAGGAGCUCUCCAAAACAGGUCAGGGACAAAGUUGUGGAGAAGUACAGAUCAGGGUUGGGUUAUAAAAAAAAUAUCCGAAACGUUGAACAUCCCACGGAGCACCAUUAAAUCCAUUAUUCAAAAAUGGAAAGAAUAUGGCCCCACAACAAACCUGCCAAGAGAGGGUCGCCCACCAAAACUCACGGACCAGGCAAGGAGGACAUUAAUCAGAGAGGCAACAAAGAGACCAAAGAUAACCCUGAAGGAGUGUCUGUCCAUAGGACCACUAAGCCAUACACUCCACGGAGCUGGUCUUUACAGAAGAGUGGCCAGAAAAAAGCCAUUGCUUAAAGAACAAAAUAAGCAAACACAUUUGGUGUUCGCCAAAAGGCAUGUGGGAGACUCCCCAAACAUAUGGAAGAAGGUACUCUGGUCAGAUGAGACUAAAAUUGAGCUUUUUGGCCAUCAAGGAAAACGCUAUGUCUGGCGCAAACCCAACACCUCUCAUCACCCCGAGAACACCAUCCCCAAGGGAAAUUCUUGAGGGAAACCUGUUUCAGUCUUCCAGAGAUUUAAGACUGGGACGGAGGUUCACCUUCCAGGACAAUGACCGUAAGCAUACUGCUAAAGCAAUACUCAAGUGGUUUAAGGGGAAACAUUUAAAUGUCUUGGAAUGGCCUAGUCAAAGCCCAGAUCUCAAUCCAAUUGAGAAUCUGUGUAUGACUUAAAGAUUGCUGUACACCAGCGGAACCCAUCCAACUUGAAGGAGCUGGAGCAGUUUUGCCUUGAAGAAUCCCAGUGGCUAGAUGUGCCAAGCUUAUAGAGACAUACUCCAAGAGACUUGCAGCUGUAAUUGCUGCAAAAGGUUGCUCUACAAAGUAUUGACUUUGUGGGGGUGAAUAUUUAUGCACUUUCAAGUUUUCUGUUUUUUGGUCUUAUUUCUUGUUUGUUUCACACAAAAAAAUAUUUUGCAUCUUCAAAGUGGUAAGCAUGUUGUGUAAAUCAAAUGAUACAAACCUAAAAAAAAUCCAUUUUAAUUCCAGGUUGUAAGGCAACAAAAUAGGAAAAAUGCCAAGGGGGGUGAAUACUUUCGCAAGCCACUGUAUGCUAUCAGUUUUGUCUUGAUGGACGCUUUUCCCCACUGUCUUACCUCCUGUUCUGUCUCUCUCCCAGGUCUUCCUCAGGGCAUGGAGAGUCAGGACUCUGAGCAGUUCUUCAGGAAGGUCCUGGGCUCGUCAGAGGGGGCUUCUCUAGGAGGGUCCCUACAGAGCAGCAUGAGGCCCAUCCUGGAGGGAGUCAAGGGGGAGAUGAACCGCAGCGGUCUGCCACAGAGGAACCUCCUCACAGGUACUGGUAUAGGCCUGGGGGCUGUUAGGGGGAACCUAUACCCUUUUCACACUAUCUUGCCUAGAGAGCUCACUUUUAUAGGAAGUAGAAAUGCGGAAAUGAGUGUGAUGUUGAACUUAGACAUCUCACUAAGAGAAAGGAGAAGAAAAUGUGAACAGUGUGAUGAUAUAUGGAGCAAUAGUUUGUUGUGUUGUUAUAAAGGACCCUUUAUGUUGUUCAGGAACCGUUAGGCUCAUGGUAAAGCAGGACAUGUCACUCAUACAAGCUGAUCCCUUUCAGGGUCCCUGCCCUCAGCUGGUGUGAUGGACUCCUUCCCUGGACUCUCUCAAUCGCCGUUCUUCGACAUGCGGGACCGGGGAGGCCUGUUCAGUCCAGACGGGGGAGAGGAGAGCCCAUGGGCGACCCCCUCCACCCCUGCCACCCCCUCCACUCCUCCUACCCCCGGCGAGGCAGAUGGAGACGGGCUGUCCUAUAACCAGCGCAGCCUCCAGCGCUGGGAGAAGGAUGAGGAGCUGGGAGAGAUGUCCACCAUCUCCCCUGUACUCUACGCAAACACAAACUUCCCCACUCUCAGACAGGACUACCCAGGUGAGUGGAUGGAGGGAGAUCUUAGUUUAAAAAAGACAAUGAAAAAGUGCACUGUUCUCAUUUUUAGGACGUUUGCUCCGGAUGAGAUGGUGCUUCCAAAGUUCUAAUGAAACAAACUUUUUUGUUAUCUCUGAAAAUGAACCAAAUGUCAAAUGUUUUGACUUCAGUUUACCGGAAUAUAAAUAAUGUAAGUUGUGAUCUUCUCUCUUCUCUUCUCUUUGACAGACUGGUCCAGUCGGUGUAAACAGAUCAUGAAGAUCUGGAGGAAGGUUUCAGCUGCAGACAAGGUUCCUUUUCUGCAAAAGGCCAAAGACAACAGAGCAGCUCAGCGGAUCAACAAGGCACAGAAGGUGGGAGUUUAGGCCAGAUAAUUGAUUCAUAGGGCCAGCUUCCUUGAUCCAGAUCAAGCCCACUCCUAAACUAAAAAAUGUUUAGAAUUUCCAAUGACAAUGCUUUUAAUGCACUUCGAGACUUAAUCUGGGUCUAAGAAACCAGCCCAAAGCAUACAGUUGUCACUGUAAGGAUGUCUAAAUACAGUCUCUUUGCUUCUCUCUAACUGUCUCUUCUCUUAUACAGCAGGCAGAGAGCCAGGUGUGUCGGCCCAUCAAGACGGAGGAUGGUGGUGGUGUUGUUCGGGUCAAAGGUGAACGUCCAAGCCUGCACCUCCAGAUCCCCCCGCCCUCAGGUUCUGUCUCCAACCCCUCUCAGCCCAGCUCAGCAGAGAGCCCCUUCCCCUUCCACCCCGACUCGGGAUCCUCUUCCGUCUUCUUCCCCGACGGUCCUCUCAAGACCCCGGGCUCGGCAUCGGCAGAUAUGCGGACAGAUCCCUUUGCCAAGCUGCCUCCCCAGUCCCCCCACCACUCUCACCACUCUCACCCCACCACCCCGUACUCCUCCCACCAGGCCGCCUCCAGCCCUAUGCAGGGCCAGGCCUCUUCCUCAGGUUACCCCCACCCCGGCCCACAGGGCCCUCUUCAGGGACGGCCGGCAAGCCUCGGCCCCUUCGACAUGCAACCAGGGACUCCAGGGACUCCCCGGCGGGCCCAGCAGGUGGACCCCUUUUUCAGGCCGCAGCAACAGAUCCAGGGUCACCUACCCCAGUCACAGCAGGGCUCUCAGGAGCACCUAGGCCCCCCAGAAAGCCCUCGGUCCAGGGGUGGAGGGCCUGGGGACUCCCCUCUCUUCUCGCCGCCCCACACCACCCACUAUGGAGACCCAUUCCGAGGCCAGCAGCAGGGGAUGGGGCGUCCAGAAUACGGUUCCUCCCCCUCCCAGGUGUCCUCACCUGUUCGGAUGGGACAGGGGCAGUACAGGGCUGAUAUGAGUGGGGGACCCUCUCCCCGCUCCUCCUCCACGGGACGCCAGGACCUGAGUAACACGGGCUCCCCAGCAGGGAUGCUGGACUCUGGGGAUGGCUUGUUCAAGGCUCCCAUGACGCCCCGGAUGCACCAAGGGGAUGGCGGCAUGGUAAUCCACCCUGGAGCCUCACCCAACCACCCCUCUGAGGUCUACCGCCAGUCCCCCUCUACCCCGUUCCAGGACCCCUAUGCCCAGCCUCCUCUCACCCCCAGGCCCCAGUCUGGGGAUAGCUGCUCCCCCCUCCCCCAGAGGCAUCCCCAGGCCCAGCAGGAGUCCUGCCCCAGGGUCCCCUCCAGCCCCCAGUCCCAAGGCAGCUCCCAGUCCCCCCUCACUCCUGGAGCCCUCUCCAACGAUGCAUUCUCUGUCCAGUCCCCGGCUUCCACCUCGCGCUUCCAGUCACCUGACCCCUACUCCCAGCCCCCCUCGCGCCCCCAGUCCAGGGACCCCUUUGCUGCUCUGCACAAGCCCCCCCGGCCCACCUCCGCUGCUCCAGAGGGCACCCCCAGCUACAGAGGCUCACCUCACCCCAACCAGCCUCCCUCACUCCCCCCGUCCUCCACCCCUGUAGGGGACCCUCUCUCUGGGAAGCCCUCUGGGCCGCCUGGGUUCAGCCGGGGCCCCAACAUGGCCUAUCAGAUGGCCCAGCAACAACAACAACAGCAGCAACAGCAACAGCAGCAGCAGCAACAACAACAACAGCAGCAGCAGCAGCAGCAACAACAGCAGCAACAACAGCAGCAGCAGCAACAACAGCAGCAACAACAGCAGCAGCAGCAACAACAGCAGCAACAACAGCAGCAGCAGCAGCAACAGCAGCAGCAACAGCAGCAGCAACAACAACUCCUCCAACAACAACAACAACAACAACAACAACAACAACAACAGCAGCUCCAGCAGCAACAGCCCCAGACUCAGGCCAUGGGUGCUGACUUCCACUCCAGGAUGACCCCCCAGCAGGACCCCACAGCCCCCCACCCCCCGGAUGCACCUCAACCCCAGGGGGCUAUGCCCGGCGUCGCCCAGGAGAUGCCGGACAUGUCAGCGGUUCAGGAUCCUGCACUACUGGGCCUCAGCCCCUCUGAGCUAGAGAAGCACAGACAGGUUCAUGUUCUAUUUGCUUUGCUUUAAUUAGGAUAUCAUUUAUUCCAGUAUGACUAUGGGGCUAAUCUUUUAAGAGUCCUUCAACAUCAUAAGAUAAAUAAUUGUCCCUUGUUGUCAUGCUUAGGCCUGAUAUAACCUCUCACCGGUGAUUCUUCUUUUCCUCUGAUAGCGACAGAAACUGAGGGAGUUGUUGAUCCGACAGCAGAUGCAGCGAAACUCAAUCCGGCAGGAGAAAGAGGCUGCAGCAGCCAGCAGUGCCGCCCCCUGUUGGCCUGGAGGAGACAUGGCAGUCUAUCAGCAAGACAAAGCACGCCGCGCUCCACCACCCUACCCACAGGUACACUAUAUAAUAUGUCAAACAACAUGUCCGACAUAAACUUGCAUCAACUUGGGUCAGGCUCAAAAUGUUUUGAAUCUGAGUGGAACUGGGAGGUACUACUUGAACUUGUCCAAUAAGAACACAUUUUUUGUUUUCCAUUGCAAAAAGUUUUUCUACAGUUUUCCCUACGGAAUAUGCCUUUGGUAAUGUCUGGCUGGUGAUUCUCAGCGGUUCCUUAGUAUUUUAAUUGAUAAAGUAGGUCCUUGUUGUUUGUCCCUGUAGGACCGUGCUGCUGCUGCUGCUGGUGCCCAGGCAGCAUUGGCAGGGAAGAUGGAUGGUGGCCGUCUGCCACCUCCAGGAACCCCUGCCAUGAUGGACCCCAACCAGCUCAGGUAUACACUCAAAUCUCUCCUUUCUCUUCCACCUCUUUCUUCCUUCUGUGUUUUGUCUCUUUCUUAAAUGCACACAUAGCUGUACAUUUGAAAUAAAUGCCAUCAGGAGUUAUUUCAGCAAAGAUAACCUUUGUGCACAACACUUUCUCACUAGCUUACAGUACGUUUUGACAUUUUGUCUGUAUUUCUCUUUUGUAGACAACCAGGGCCCCCCAACCCCCAGGGCAUGUAUGGACGACCUCCGUUCCCUGGCCAGUGGCAGCAGGGCCCAGGUCCCCGUCGGUUCCCCCAGCCUGGCAUGGAGGGUGUGGGCCCCAGGCACCACCUCAAUACCCCCAUCAACAUGCAGCCCGGCAUGGACCCCGGAGGACCCCCACCACAGUUCAUCGAGCUGAGGCACAACUCCCAGAGGCUGCCCCUGGGGACCCAGUUUCUCCAACGAGGGCCCCAGCAACGGCCGCGCCUCUACAUCACCCAGCAGCAGGAAAUGGCCCCCGGCCAGUUUGUUCAUCAUCCAAUGACUCAGGGUAUGGACUCUCAGACAGACGGGGUCAGAGACUCACGGCUGGGGCUACAGCAGGGUGGUAUGGGUCUAUUACUGCCCCAGCAGAGCACUGGCCCCUCACAACAACAACCCCAUCUCCAGCCCCACACAGGCACUUCUCAGACUGCUAACACUCCCAGCUCUCACUCUGGGCAGCAGCACCAGCCUCCCCAGAACUCCACAGAGUCCCAGGCUGGAACUUCAGGGGACCCUAAUGUUGAUCUCCCCGAGCCCGACCUGGAGGAUCCGUUUGCCCCUAAAAGGCUAGGGAAUGCCCCCGGGGAUGGAGGAAUGGAAGAUGAGGAUGACCUGGCUCUGGAUCUAGACCCUGAUAAGGGUGACGACGACCUGGGUAACCUUGACAACCUGGAAACCACAGACCCGCACCUAGACGACUUACUCAACAGUGACGAGUUUGACCUGCUGGCUUAUACGGACCCCGAGCUGGACCAAGGGGACCCCAAGGAUGUGUUCUCGGACCAGCUACGGUUGGUGGAAGCAGAGGGUGAAACACCAGGUACCUCUGGAGCUCAGCACAUCAAAGUGGAACAGAAACCAAAAGUGGAGCAAAAUCCAGUCCCAAACACAGGAGGCUCCACAUCGUCCUCAACCCCCCAUCCCUCCUCCUCGGAGUCUGCCGACACCUCCAGGAUAAAGCUCGAGCCAGGCCAAGCGGUGGUGAAGGAUGAGAUGGGAGAAGCAGUCUCCAUGCUCCUUGAAACAAACAAAUCCUCCACUCAACCAGAGAACCAGGGUGCCUCCCUGAGCUCUGUGCGUUUAGGAGGGCUCCCAUACCCUCUUCCUGGUCAGGCUGAUUCCUUAUCCUCUCUCGGGGAGGACCCUUUGGGGCUGCCCGAUGGAGGGGGACAGCACUCCCCAGCCGUGGAUCUAGACAAAGUCGAGAGCUCUCUGGAAGCCAGCGAGCUUCCCUUGCUGAUCCAGGACCUGCUGGAGCACGAGAAGAAGGAGCUCCAGAAACAGCAGCAACAGCAGCAGCUCAGCUCCCUCCACCAGGGGGCGAUGAGGGGGCACAUGGGAGGCCACCCCAACCACCAGGGGGGUCCUGGACAUAUCAUGCUGACCCAACACCAUCGCCCUCCACCCCAGGGCAUGAUGGGACAGCCAGGUAUGGUGCCACGCCCUCCACACCUCCUGCAGCAGCAAAGGAUCAUGGGACAAUCUGGGAUGACGCCACAGCACAUGGCUGCCAUGGCUCAGCAACAAGGAAUGAUGAGGGUGGGGCAUCCUGGGGGAAUUCACCCAGGGCUCAACCCUCAGCAGCAGCAACAACAGAUCAAACAGUCAACUCUGGCUGAUAACUUUUUCCCUGAUGAAGGUAAAUAAAUGAGUUCUCAAGGUUGUUUGAUCUUGUUUGAAUCAUGACUCUUAUUUAUAAAGACUGUUUGAAUCAUGACUCUUGCAUGAUUCCUGAAUCCUUUUUUGAAUCAUGACGUUUUCCUUUAAUAUAUUUUUCCCGGUGUUUCUGCUUGCUCCUUCACAGAUCUAGACAAGUUUGUGACUGACGACAUUAUGGAUCCCAUCGCCAAGGCAAAGAUGGUGGCACUGAAGGGCAUCAAGAGAGUGUUGGCACAGGACCCAAUGGGGGUACCCCCUGGCAUCAACAGGCAACAGGUCUCUCUGUUGGCCCAGAGACUAGCGUCAGCACCAGGAACAGGAGACCCACAGGGUCAACUCGCAUCUGGCCCAUCUAAGGUACUAUAGUUGUGUUCAUAAUAUUCGUCCUGUAAAGCAGAUCAUUUGCUGUGGGAUCCUCAACACACAAUCACUCAAUCUGUUUAGCUGAUUUAUGUAUUAUUAUUAUUAUUUUUGUGUAUUUUAUUUUAAAGGAUUUUCUUUUGCAAUUUAGUACAAAACAAAAGCACACAAAAAAAUUAGCAGCCAGACAUAUUAAAUUAAGUAUUGCUUAAGCAAGACAUGGGACAAAAAUAGAGCAACAAUUACAACACGGUGGUCCCGUGUAGCUCAGUUGGUAGAGCAUGGCGUUUCCCACGGGGGGCCAGUAUGAAAAAAAUACAAAUAUAAAUAAAGAAAAUUAUGCACUCACUAACUGUAAGUCGCUCUGGAUAAGAGCGUUUGCUAAAUGACUAAAAUGUAAAAAAAUGUAGUCAGUUUUCACAGUCAGUCUCUGUCCAGACAGUCCAGAAACUGACACCAAAUCUUGAGAAAGUACGGAAAAAACGAAUAUUUUCCAAGUUAAUGGUGUUAAUCAUUUCUGCUAGCCAUCUACUGAAGCAAGGGGGGGUGGGUGACUUCCAUUCUGUGAGGAUUUGUUUGUUGUUGCAGCCACCAUUCCAAACAUCAGAGCCUGUUGUUCCUCAUAGGACGAUCUUGGAACAGACUCUGAGCAGCCAAAGAGAGCAAGUUCUGCAUCAGGUUCAAUGGCCCUCUAAUAUACACUACCAGUCAAAAGUUUGGACACACCUACUCAUUCAAGGGUUUUUCUUUAUUUUUUACAUUGUAGAAUAAUAGUGAAGACAUCAAAAUUAUGAAAUAACACAUAUGGAAUCAUGUAGUAAACAAAAAAGCGUUACACAAAUCCAAAAUAUAUUUUAUAUUUGAGAUUCUUCAAAUAGCCAACCUUUGCCUUGAUGACAGCUUUGCACACUUGGUAUUCUCUCAACCAGCUUCAUGAGGUAGUCACCUGGAAUGCAUUUCAAUUAACAGGUGUGCCAUCUUAAAAGUUAAUUUGUGGAAUUUCUUUCCGUCUUAAUCCAUUUGAGCCAAUCAGUUGUGUUGUGACAAGGUAGGGGGGGGGGGGGGGGGGGGGGGGGGGUAUACAGAAUAUAGCCCUAUUUGGUAAAAAAAAAAAAAGUCCAUCAGAAAUUACAGUCCAUGUUUACUUUAAGACAUGAAGGUCAGUCAAUACUGAACAUUUCAAGAACUUUGAAAGUUUCUUCAAGUGCAGUCGCAAAAACCAUCAAGCGCUAUGAUGAAACUGGCUUUCAUGAGGACCGCCACAGGAAUGGAAGACUGGAAGUUACCUUUGCUGCAGAGGAUAAGUUCAUUAGAGUUACCAGUCUCAGAAAUUGCAGCCCAAAUAAAUGCUUCACAUAGUUCAAGGAACACACAUCUCAACAUCAACUGUUCACAGGGGACUGUGUGAAUCAGGCCUUCAUGGUCGAAUUGCUGCAAAGCAACCACUGCUAAAGGACACCAAUAAGAAGAAAAUACCUGCUUGGGCCAAGAAACACGAGCAAUGGACAUUAGAUCGGUGGAAAUGUGUCCUUUGGUGUGGAGUCCAAAUUGGAGAUUUUAGGUUCCAACCGCCCUGUCUUUGUGAGACGCGGUGUGGGUGAACGGAUGAUCUCUGCAUGUGUAGUUCCCACCGUGAAGCAUGGAGGAGGAGGUGUUAUGGUGUGGGGGUGCUUUGCUGGUGACACUGUCUGUGAUGUAUUUAGAAUUCACGGCACACUUAACCAGCAUGGCUACCACAGCAUUCUGCAGCGAUACGCCAUCCCAUCUGGUUUGGGCUUAGUGGGACUAUCAUUUGUUUUUCAACAGGACAAUGACCCAACACACCUCCAGGCUGUUUUAAGGGCUAUUUUACCAAGGAGAGCGAUGGAGUGCUGCAUCAGAUGACCUGGCCUCCACAAUCCCCCGACCUUAAUCCAAUUGAGGUUGUUUGGGAUGAGUAUGACCGCAGAGUGAAGGAAAAGCAGCCAACAAGUGCUCAGCAUAUGUGGGAACUCCUUCCAAGACUGUUGGAAAAGCAUUCCAGGUGAAGCUGGCUGAGAGAAUGCCAAGAGUGUGCAAAGCUGUCAUCAAGGCAAAGGGUGGCUAUUUGAAGAAUCUCAAAUAUAACAUAUUUUGAUUUGUUUAAGACUUUUUUGGUUACUACAUGAUUCCAUAUGUGUUAUUUCAUAGUUUUGAUGUCUUAACUAUUAUUCUACAAUGUACAAAUUAAAUAGAAACCUUGAAUGAGUAGGUGUGUCCAAACAUUUGACUGGUACUGUACCUUUGAGUACCAAUCAAAGAUGUUCCUCCAAAAAUUAUUAAGUAGGGGGCAGAGCCAAAAAAGAUGAGUUAAUGAACCCUCUGAGGCUUUACACUUGACAGAGUGGGGAGACCUGGGGGUAAAUUCUAUGUCAUUUGGUUUUGGAUUAAUGACGUCUAUGCAUGACUUUGUAUUGUAUCAAUUGAUAUCUGGCAUUGAUGGAACAGGAGUGAAUUCUAGACAGGGCUUCUCCCCAUAGAGCAUCUGAGAUCUCAAUAUUUAACUCUUUACCCCAGGUCUCCUUGAGAUGACCAGUAGAGGCCUCUGUGUAGUUGGAGAAAAAGGAGUCAGACUGUGAGAUGAGGUGUUUUGAGUUGGGAGGGCGCUGUAGCAAAUCAUAAAACGAAUGUUAUACAAGGAGGGUGUCAACAUUUUGAAUUUUCCCUUUGAAAUAGUGUCUGACUUGUAAAUAACGGAACAAAAUGUGAAUGGAAGAGAUUUAAUAUAUUAUUUAAUUGGAUGAAUGAUGCUAAUUGCUUAUCUAUGUAAAAGUAUUCAAUUGUGGCCCUUCUCCCUCCAUUCAACAAACAGCUUAUCUGAAUGAGAUGGAACAAAGUAAUGAUUUAAGCAUAUUGGGGUGUAUACAGAGGUAUCAGGCACCUUUAUAAACAUGAUUAAUCUGGUUUAAAAUUCUUAAAGAAUUUCUUAAAACAAGGUUGUUGCCUGUCAGUUUGUUUGGGUACUCUGCAUUGGAGGAAUUUGUUACAGACUUGACUUCCAUAUUUAGCCACGGGGGCAACAGUGUCCAAUUUAUCAGGGAAACCAAGUUGCCAGUACGUUAAUGUCCUGGCAUUUGCAGCCCAGUCCAGUAAUAAUGCUUAAAGAUGGGUAUGCCUAAGCCGCCACUUUCCUUGGCAUUUUGUAUGUGGGCUUUACAAAUACGAUGGUUUUUGUAACCCCAGACAAAUGAUACGAUUGUUCAAUCAAUCAAUCAAUUUUAUUUUAUAUAGCCCUUCUUACAUCAGCUAAUAUCUCGAAGUGCUGUACAGAAACCCAGCCUAAAACCCCAAACAGCUAGUAAUGCAGGUGUAGAAGCACGGUGGCUAGGAAAAACUCCCUAGAAAGGCGAAAACCUAGGAAGAAACCUAGAGAGGAACCAGGCUAUGAGGGGUGGCCAGUCCUCUUCUGGCUGUGCCGGGUGGAGAUUAUAACAGAACCAUGCCAAGAUGUUCAAAAAUGUUCAUAAGUGACAAGCAUGGUCAAAUAAUAAUCAGGAAUAAAUCUCAGUUGGCUUUUCAUAGCCGAUCAUUAAGAGUUGAAAACAGCAGGUCUGGGACAGGUAGGGGUUCCAUAACCGCAGGCAGAACAGUUGAAACUGGAAUAGCAGCAAGGCCAGGCGGACUGGGGACAGCAAGGAGUCACCACGGCCGGUAGUCCCGACGUAUGGUCCUAGGGCUCAGGUCUCUCAGUUGGCUUUUCAUAGCCGAUGUUGAGUCCAAAGUCUUAAAAAAUGAUAAGGUAAGAAAAAUUGGAAGAUUCUAGCAAAGAUAAAGGAACCUGGGAAGAGAAACCAUUUUAAUGGCAUUAAUGCGCCCCAUCAUAGAAAGAGGCAAUAUUCUCCAGCUCUCUGUUUUGUUUUAGCUUUGCAACCAGCUCACUGUAGUUAAGCUUGAAGAUGGAUUUCUAGAUAUUUUUAGUCCCGGGUAAGUUAAGUGGUCAUGCACCACUUUAAAUGGUAUCCUCUCUAACUCACUUGCUGUAAUAUUAUCUGAGAUGCACAUGAGAUUACUUUUCCCCCAAUUUAUUGAAUAGCCAGAUAGUUUGCCAAAUGAAUUGAUUAAGUCUAGUAGGUUAGGGACAGACUAAAGGGUCCCAGAGGCAUAAAAGCACAUCGUCUGCAUAUAACUAAAUGCAGCUUUCUAUGUUUCCUACUAUAAGCCUUUAAGACCUUGGAUAUUAGGAUGCUCCAUUAUUUGUAUUGCCAGGGGUUCAAGGGCGACAGCGAAGAGCAGAGGACUGAGUGGGCAACCCUGCUGAACAGAAGCUGAUUGAUGUAUUUUGACACCUUUUUAUUUUUAGGAAGGGGAAAGCAGUGACCCAACACAAUCAAGACCCAACCCUCCCCAGUUUGUACAAGGGAUCAUCAGUAAGUUCUACACAUUUCUCAUCUUUAUAAUACUUACAUAUAUUUGUUAGUUGAUGUAGUCCAGUGUUUCCCCAAACCUCUUCUUGAGUACCCACAGCCAUUGUACAUAAUUUGAUGUAUUCCAGUACAAGCACACCUGAUUGAAUUGGUCAACUAAUCACCCCCCUGUUUUCCCUACCAGACGAUACAGAGCAGCAUCAGUAUGAAGAGUGGCUCCUACACACCCAGCAGCUGCUGCAGAUGCAGCUCAAGUUCCUGGAGGAGCAGAUCGGAGCUCACCGCAAGUCCCGUAAGGCUCUGUGUGCCAAGCAGCGCACUGCCAAAAAGGCAGGCCGUGAUUUUGCCGAGGCUGACGCAGAGAAACUCAAAUUGGUCACAGAGGAGCAGAGCAAGAUCCAGAAACAGCUGGACCAGGUGGGGAAGACUCUCUGAAAAUCCUUACCCCAUCCAUCCACCCACCCACCCACCAUCAUGCUUUCCAGUCUUAAAGUAACUGUCCAGUGAAAGUCUCACUUUUAAAAGUUCAUGUUCUGUUAACUCAUACCCAAAUAAUGUUGUUGACUCAUCGUGUAUUUGUGCCCAAAGCAUACAUUGGAUAAAAAACACUUCAAAAUCCCCACCCCAAUCUUGUAUCUCAGACUGUUUAAAAAAUGCUUGCUAUUUCCUCAUGGAGGAUGAUGUAGCUGGCCAGUCAGCGGUCUACUCACAUUAAUAUAUUUAAUGACCGGUAUACGCCCACACAUUCUGUUGUUGGGGUAUGCCCACGCCUUUCCAACACAGAAAAGCUGCUUUUUUUCAACUUGUGCCAAUUUCACAUAUUUUCAAGUUGGGGUGGUGCUUUAGAUGAUGAAUUUGAAUUUGCUAAAUGGUGAAAUGUCCCUUUUAACAUAAUUACUAUUUUUUGGAAGGAAAACGAUUUCACCCAUAUUUCUAAUUCUAAGUCAUAUUUCAUAGAAAUCUGGAAACACUGGACAGUUACUUUAACAUGGUACUAGGCUCCUGUUAACCCAUAUCUCUCGUUGUGUUUCAGGUGCGAAAGCAGCAAAAGGAACACACCAACCUGAUUGCAGAGUACAGGAGCAAGCAGCAGCAGCACCAGCAGGGCUCUGGUCUCCUGGCCCCAGGGCCCUCCACCCAGGGGACCCACAUGCUCUCCAAGAUGCCCGGGCAGAUGAUGAUGGGCCAGCAAGGAGCUCCCAUGAUGGGCCAACCUCCAGGAAUCAUGCCCCAGGGAGGUAUGCCUGUCAGAAUGCCCCCACAGGGACAGCCGUUCCUGGGAGGAGGCCAGCACCCCGGAGCCCUGGGAGUCAGAUCCCCUGGUCCUCCUGUUUGUCCUCCUGCAGGGUUCUUCCCCCAGGGUCCAGGAGGAGUCCAAGGAGCAGACCCAAGACUUCUCCAGGAGAGACAACACAGGAUGCAGAUGAUCCAGAAACUACAACAGCAGCAGCAACAACAGGCGAUGAUGCAAGGCCAGCAGCCCAUGCCACAUCCAGGUGUCCAACCAGGUAUGUUGCCACAGCCAAGCGUCAUGGGUAACUCUCUGAUUAGUCAACAACAACAACCAAACCUCCAACAGGGAAUUAUGCCCAACCAGGCCAUGGUGCCCCAGGGAAUGGUACCAGGGCAGGCUGUGGCCCAGCCACCUCAGACCUUGAUGGGAGGGCAGCCUAUGAACCAGCCUCCAGGCAUGAUGGUUGCUCAGCCAGGCAUGAUGGGGGCCCAGCCAGGGUUGAUGGGGGCCCAGCCAGGCAUACAGCAGCAACAGAGGCCUCAGGUCAUAAUGGGACAGCAGGGAGUAGGGGGACCCCCUCAGCACCAUGGACUAAGAGGACCCGGCCAGGCCCAGCUCACACCUCAACAACAACAAAUCCUGGCUCAGCGCAUGUUGGCGCAACAGAAGCUACAGCAGCAGCAGCAAGUGGCACAACAACAGCUUAGGCAACCACCACCACAGGGCUUCAUCAGCCAACCCAUCCAGGCUCAAGACUCCCACGGAGGACUCUCUCAACCUGCUACCCCAGGUCAGAUGGGAUCUUCUCCCGCUUCAGCAGGGGGGAGCACGCGGGUCACCCCUCAACCAACUGAGGGGCUGCAGCAGGGGGAGGGUGGCAUCCUUAGUCCUAGCUCCAAGACCCCUCCACAGCAGGGUGGAGCUGGACCUUCAACCCCUGGCCAGAUGACCCAACCAGGGGCUGCUGGAGAGCAACAGGCGGUAGUGGGACAACAACAGCAAUACAUGGCCCAGCAGCAGCAACAGGCACAACAACAACAACCGCCUCAAAAUGCUCAAGCUGGACAUCAACAGCAAGCAGGUUACCAACAGGCAGGCAUGCAUCCUCAAGUACAACAGCAGCAACCACAGCAGCAACAGCAGCUUCAACAACAACUCUCUCUACAGCGACAGAACUCCCUCAAUGCUGAUCCCUCAAAGUCUGGUUUGGUUACCGUCAAGCAGGAAGGACAGCAGAUGUGUUACAUGGCCCAACAACAGCAACAACAACAACAUAAUCUUAUGCAGCAAGCCCAAGACCCCAUUAGACAACAACAGCAACAACAACAACAGAAUCUUAUGCAGCAAGCCCAAGACCCCAUUAGACAACAACAUGACAAUAUGGGCCAGAUGAAAAAUGUGAUGGGUCAACAGAACCACCCUGGUCAGCCUCAGCCCGUCCCUGGUAUGCCAGGCCACCCUAGUCCCCAGCAACAGGCCCUCAUGGCCCAGCAGCAGAAGCAGCAGGCCAUGAUGGGCAUGCUGAGAGCCCAGCAGCAGGGCAUGAUGCCUGGCCAGAGGCCUGGAGGUCCACCUGGUCAGAUACGCACCCCAGUCAACAUCCAGGCUAUCAUAGCCCAGAACCCCCAGCUCCGACACCUCACCCCCAACCAGCAGAUACAGCACAUCCAGGCCAUGAUCCAACAGCGCCAGCUCCAACAGCAGCAACAACAACAGGGCCAGAUGCUGAGGCUUCAGGUGGGCCAAGGACAGCCAGGGCAGAUGGGGCCCCUAGGAUCAGGGCAGCAGGUGGGACAGGUCCAGAGGAUGCCUGGAGGUCUGGAGGCCCAGCAGCAGCAGAUGCACUAUGGAGGAGCUCUGGGGAAACCAGGGGGAGUGGGCUCCCCGCAACAACCAGGGAUGAUGGGCCUCGGCCAACCACCGGGCGUGGUGGUGACUCAGAUGCAGCAGCAGCAAGGGAUCACGGGACCUGUAGUCCAACAGCAGCAGCCAGGAGCCUCGCCUCAGUAUUCUCUGAGUGUCCAGCAGCAGCAGAUGAUUCAGCAACAACAGGCCCAGCAACACCAGAUGAUGAGAUGCCAGGUACCCAUGGUUCGCUCCCCCAUGGGGCAGGUACGUGGUGGGCCCCCUCAUGGCCGCCUCAUAAGGCCCAUGUCUCCCCGCCAACCCUUGGCAAACUCCCCUGGUGACCCCCAGCGCCACGCCAUGGCACAGGCGAUGGGGAUGCGUCAACCCAACCAAGUCAUGCAACACCAGCAACAACCACAGAUCCACAUGGCUCAACAACGCUUCCAGGGCUCUCCCUCCCACGCAGGAUCCCCUGCAGGAUCCUCAGUCCAGAAACAGGAAGCAGGCAUGAGCCCAGCUACCCCAGGCACGCCACACUCCACCCACGUUGCCUCUCCGUCUGUAACUGACGGUGCAGCUGGGAAAGGUAGUCCUUACAGUCAGAUCAAGGCGUCUCCUCUCAGGUCACCUGGAGCAUCCAAGAGUCCCCUGGACUACCCUGGGCUUAAGGCCGGAAGUGGCGACAUUACUCAGAGCCAAGUCCCCCCGAAUGGGCCUUCGCCUCAGAAGGGUGAGAGUGGACAGCAGGGACGGCAGCAUCCACAACAGGGUUCAGAGAACCAGGGUGGUCCUCAAUCUCCACCAGGCUCCAGAGAGGGAGCUCUGUGUAAGAUGACCCUAGAGAACAUCAAACAGGAGCCCAGAGAGGUGACCUGUGAUGGGGAAGGAGGUGGUGGUCCACACUCUGGGGCCAUCAAGAGGGAGGUGACUGGGGAGCCGGUUGGAGGGUUUGGUAACACUGGUCCUGGACUAGGAGGGGACCCAGGAGCCCACGUCCCCAGGACUGAGACAGGACAACAGCUGCUGCAGAAGCUCCUGAGGACCAAGAACCUGCAGCUGGCAGCUCAUAGGCCAUCUGACGGCAUCCACAACGAGAUCAACGGACACAUCAACAGCAAGCUGGCCAUGCUAGAGCAGAAACUACAGGGGACUCCACGCAAUAUGGAGGUGAGUCAGAUAUAUCCUAUCCGUUAUGUCUGUUAUACAUCUUCUUCUCCUUUUUGCCAGGGAGUAGGUAAGAGUCAUAGAAAUGUACUUAGAAUGUCAUAGUCCUCUCAAAUGGGAUGAUGGUGCAAUUCCUUGCUUCAUUGCAUUUGUUUGUCCUCUUCACAGGAUCUGCAGUCCAUCACAAAGAGGGCUCCUGUUGCCAAGGCAAAGCGCACCAACAAGACUGGAGAACGAGCGCCCCAGUCCCGUAAAAAGAAGAAAGAGGAGGUUGGGAAGAGCACUGAAGCCCUGAUGAAACAACUGAAACAGGUUAGAGGAGAUGAACUCCGAGGCUUGGUGAAUGAAUUCAGAGCACCAGACCUUUUCUCACCGAAACGUAGUGGGACACUUUAAUUUAAAUGAAAGGGUGGAAAUGAACUGUUGAUUUUAGUGUAUGCUGUAUUAUUUGAUAACUUUGAUAUUGCAAUGGAAAAAAAGCGCUCUCUAAAAAAUGCAGUGCAUAUUUGGUAGGAUGCCAUUUUUUACAGUAAUACCUAAUUUGGCUUUCCCCAUGCUUGUUUAGUUUUUUGUGACAGAAACUUACAAAUGUUGUCAUUAUUUUCAUCCAGGGCCUUUCUCUCCUUCCCCUGAUGGAGCCCUCCAUCACUGCCAGUCUGGACCUAUUCGCCCCUUUCGGCAGCAGCUCAGCCAACGGCAAGGCCCAGCUCAAGGGCUCCUUUGGAAAUGCAGUACUGGACAACAUCCCAGACUACUACUCUCAGCUUCUCACCAAGGUACUGUCUUUUCAACAAGCUGAUGUGUACAGCAUAGACUUACUGUUAAGGUCUAGAUUUCCAGCUACAUAUUGCUCUUAUGCAACAGUGUUCUCAGACAUUAUUUUCUUUAUUUAUGUAUAUUCACUCACCCAGCAGUUUAACAAGAUGUGCGUAUUUUUUGCUUUUGAAGCGCUUUGAGAUUUCUUUCUGUUAUGAAAAGUGCUAUAGAAGUUUAAUAAAUUAUUAUCAUUAUUAUAUGACAACAAUGGCUUUUAUUGAUCUCAAUUAUCCCACUGUUCACUGUUUAACCACGGCACCCUAUAUCCUUAGAGUAACCUCAGUAAUCCACCAACACCCCCGUCCUCCCUGCCCCCCACACCACCCCCCUCGGUGCAGCACAAGAUGCUCAACGGGACGACUGCUGUGGAGGAGCUGACUGAGGUACAGAAGGAUUCCGAGACCACAGAGGACACUAUGGGUAAGACGAGGCUUUUAUAUAAUUUAAAUAAAUAUAUUUUAAGUGUUUUUAAGUCUUUCUUUUAAAUAAAGAGUCACUUUGUCUCACUUCCGAGUACCUGUAUGGUUUUAUACAGGCACCCCCAAAUUCAGGUAAUGAAUUUGUCAUCCAAAACCCUCAGCAAUUUCAUGGUCCUUCGAGCCAGAUAGGAACAAUGUAAGGGUUUUGUACAGUGCAGUCAGAUUUUAUGAGCAGCUGAACAGUAUGUUAAUCGCAUCUCUCUCUACAAUGUGUCUGCAGAUUCUGUCACUGAGGAGGUAAAGAGUAUGGAUAUCCUUGCAGCACUCCCCACCCCUCCUCAUAACCAGAACGAGGACAUCAGGUAUGAUAUGCAGGACCUAAAAUAAACGUUUUGGUCCACCAGCCACUGUGGCAGGUAGAUUUAAAAAUCUACCAGCCACUCAGAUUUUUUACCAGACAAAAUAUUUUAUGUGUGCUAAAAUUACACAAAGAAAACACAAAAAAACUGAUGAGCAUGCUUUAUAAUGUUUCUAAAACAAAUGUAUUACUAGUAAGAAGUAAUGUGGUAUAUUGUUUAAUUUCAUAACAUUUUUUGUGACCUGAGUGUUUUAACCAAAAUAUCACAGAUGAGACAACAUUUUCACCUGCCCCUUUAAGGGUGGGAGGUUACCGUGGUAACGUGACAGUCAUGUUUUGCAUGUGAGAUUGAGUCUGACGAGUUGCCGCGUUAUCUUCUCUUCCCUAUCAGUUGAAACUCAAACAUUGAAAAACAACCUAGCUUGUGAACAAAACAAGGUAAAUAGCCAAGUAGACUUUUGUUUCAAGUACACUACCGGUCAAAAGUUUUAGAACACCUACUCUUUCAAGGGUUUUUCUUUACAGCCACCCUUUGCCUUGAUGCCAACUUUGCACACUUUUGGCAUUCUCUCAACCAGCUUCAUGAGGUAGCGACCUGAUGUGCAUUUCAAUUAACAGGUGUGCCUUCUUAAAAGUUAAUUUGUGCAAUUUCUUUCCUUCUUAAUGCGUUUAAGCCAAUCAGUUGUGUUGUGACAAUACAGAAGAUGGCCCUAUUUGGUAAAAGAUGAACAUGAAGGUCAGUCAAUUCGGAACAUUUCGAGAACUUUGAAAGUUUCUUCAAGUGCAGUCGCAAAAACCAUCGAGCGCUAUGAUGAAACUGGCUCUCAUGAGGACUGCCACAAGAAUGGAAGACCCAGAGUUACCUCUGCUGCAGAGGAUAAUUUCAUUAGAGUGACCAGCCUCAGAAAUUGCGGCCCAAAUAAUAACAGACACAUCUCAACAUCAACUGUUCAGAGGAGACUGUGUGAAUCAGGCCUUCAUGGUCGAAUUGCUGCAAAGAAACCACUACUAAAGGACACCAAUAAGAAGAAGAGACUUGCUUGGGCCAAGAAACACGAGCAAUGGACAUUAGACCGGUGGAAAUGUGUCCUUUGGUGUGGAGUCCAAAUUUGAGAUUUUUGGUUCCAACCGCCGUGUCUUUGUGAGACGCUGUGUGGGUGAACGGAUGAUCUCCGCAUGUGUAUUUCCCACCGUGAAGCAUGGAGGAGGAGGUUUUAUGGUGUGGGGGUGCUUUGCUGGUGACACUGUCAGUGAUGUCUUUAGAAUUCAAGGCACACUUAACCAGCAUGGCUACCACAGCAUUCUGCAGCGAUACGCCAUCCCAUCUGGUUUGGGCUUAGUGGGACUAUCAUUUGUUUUUCAACAGGACAAUGACCCAACACACCUCCAGGCUGUGUAAGGACUAUUUGACCAAGAAGGAGAGUGAUGGAGUGCUGCAUCAGAUGACCUGGCCUCCACAAUCCCCCGACCUCAACCAAAUUGAGAUGGUUUGGGAUGAGUCGGACCGCAGAGUGAAGGAAAAGCAGCCAACAAGUGCUCAGCAUAUGUGGGAACUCCUUCCAAGACUGUUGGAAAAGCAUUCCAGGUGAAGCUGGUUGAGAGCAUGCCAAGUGUGUGCAAAGCUGUCAAGGCAAAGGGUGGCUAUUUGAUAUAUUUAUUUUGAUUUGUUGAACACUUUUUUGGUUACUACAUGAUUCCAUAUGUGUUAUUUCAUAGUUUUGAUGUCUUCACUAUUAUUCUACAAUGUAGAAAAUAGUAAAAAUAAAGAAAAACCCUUGAAUGAGUAGGUGUUCUAAAACUUUUGACCGGUAGUGUAUAUUAGACCAACUUUUAUGGCUGUCCGCAGCGCUUCUAAAAAUGCUUAUUUCACUCAGCUCUUCACGCACACAGCCCUCAGCCAGGUGGUGUUGCAGCACGAGGUGGGAUAGGCUAUAGGAUUCGUAGAUCUUUGACUUUAUGCUAUGAAUUUACCAGCUAUGAAACAAAAAACAGCCACUGCAGCAUUUAUUUAACUAUGUAAGUGAUCAUACUUGACUGUUUUUAUUCACAAAUGCAUGUACAAUGCCCACACUGUGGAGCCCUGACCACCCGCAAACGUGGCUGGUGAAAUAGAUAUCUUACCCGCCAAUGCCAAAAUCUACCCGCAUUUGGCUGGUGUUCAUUUUAGGCCCUGAUUAUAUGAUAUGGAGCUUAUCUGAAUCCUGUGUUAGGGAUGGGCACGGUCGUUCGAAUUGACAUUAGUAUUUGAAUACUUGCGAGAGUAUUCAUUUCUUUGAAGAAAAAAAAUCAUAGGCCUAUUUUAAAAAUGAAAAGUCUGUCUCAAUUAAAUAAAGGUGUCUGUGACAUUGAUAUAUAUGGAUAUACCAUGACAUUUGAAAUUCUUAAUUUAAUAAAACAUACUUUUGAAUGUAUUUUUUAUGACGUGCGCCCCAUAAAAAUACAUACCGUAUAACCUACACAGGUUUCAAGCGUGUAGAUUGUUGGCAUUACAGUCAGAGGCUCCAUGUGAGCAACGUGAAGUGGGAGAUCUCUUAUCAAUGCAAAAUAGAAUACAAAUUACAGAAUAGUUAGCUAAAUGAGUAGGCUACAACGAGCAACAAACAGGUAGGCUGCUGUUUAAUCUGAAUGGAGUUGUUGUAGACAAGGACGGGGAGCGCGGUAAAAUAGCCUCAACUAGCCUAGCUAGCUGGCUAGCUAACAUCUGGCUAUCAUCAAAUCACAUUUUAUUUGUCACAUGCGCCAAAUACAGCAGGUGUAGACCUUCCAGUGAAAUGCUUACUUUACAAGCCCUUAACCAACAAUGCAGUUUUAAGAAAAAUAAGUGUUAGGAAAGUAUUUACUAAAAUAAACUUAAGUAAAAAAUAAAUAAUUAAAGAGCAAUGAUAAAAUAACAGUAGCGAGGCUAUAUACAGGGGGUACCGGUACAGAGUCAAUAUGCGGGGCCACAGGUUAGUCUAGGUAAUUGAGGUAAUACAGUGGGGAGAACAAGUAUUUGAUACACUGCCGAUUUUGCAGGUUUUCCUACUUACAACGCAUGUAGAGGUCUGUAAUUUUUAUCAUAGGUACACUUCAACUGUGAGAGACGGAAUCUAAAACAAAAAUCCAGAAAAUCACAUUGUAUGAUUUUUAAGUAAUUCAUUUAUUUCAAGGUGAAAUAAAUAAAUAAAAAAUAAAUAAACAAUAGAGAUUGCAUCAUCUGUGGAUCUGUUGGGGCGGUAUGCAAAUUGGAGUGGGUCUAGGGUUUCUGGGAUAAUGGUGUUGUGAGCCAUGACCAGCCUUUCAAAGCACUUCAUGGCUACAGAUGUGAGUGCUACGGGUCGGUAGUCAUUUAGGCAGGUUACCUUAGUGUUCUAGGGCACAGGGACUAUGGUGGUCUGCUUGAAACAUGUUGGUAUUACAGACUCAGCCAGGGACAGGUUGAAAAUUUCAGUGAAGACACUUGCCAGUUGGUCAGCGCAUGCUCAGAGUACACAUCCUGGUAAUCCGUCUGGCUCUGCGGCCUUGUGAAUGUUGACCUGUUUAAAGGUCUUACUCACAUCGGCUACGGAGAGCGUGAUAACAUAGUCGUCCAGAACAGCUAGUGCUCUCAUGCAUGCUUCAGUGUUGCUUGCCUCAAAGCGAGCAUAGAAGUGAUUUAGCUCGUCUGGUCGGCUCUUGUCACUGGGCAGCUCGCGGCUGUGCAUCCCUUUGUAGUUCGUAAUAGUUUACCAGCCCUGCCACAUCAGACGAGCAUCGGAGCCGGUGUAGUACGAUUCAAUCUUAGCUUUGCCUGUUUGAUGGUUCGUCGGAGGGCAUAGCGGGAUUUCUUAUAAGCGUCCUGCUCCUUGAAAGCGGAAGCUCUACCCUUUACCUCAAUGCGGAUGUUGCCUGUAAUCCAUGGCUUCUGGUUGGGGUAUGUAUGUAUUGUCGCUGUGGGGACGACGUCAUCGAUGCACUUAUUGAUGAAGCCAGUGGCUGAUGUGGUGUACUCCUCAAUGCCAUCGGAUGAGUCCCGGAACAUAUUCCAGUAUGUGGUAGCAAAACAGUCCUGUAGCUUAGCAUCUGCGUCAUCUGAUCACUUCUGUAUUGAGCGAGUCACUGGUACCCGCUGCUUUAGUUUUUGCUUGUAAUCAGGAGGAUAGAAUUAUGGUCAGAUUUGCCAAAUGGAGAGCUAGUUUCUUUACAUCGAUUUGAUGCACUAAAGACAGGCACUGACAAAUGGGAUGAUGGAUAACCUAUGUCAUUUACAAGUUUGUCUAACUAGCGCGAGUCGGUGGCUACUUUUUCUCUCUCCCCCCUUGGGAUCACAUUGUUAUUGUUUUUAACUUUUCCUCAAUAUUUUGAGGAGGACCAUCCUUUUUCUCUCUGGAGUAGCCUCCUCUGUCAUGUAUAGUACCCUCCCAUCCUAUACACAGUGUGCCCUUGACAGAUCAUAUUUUCCAGGAUGGAGAGCAAGUAUUUUGCUCUCAGUACUAAAAUAACUACUCAUAAUAAUGAGUAGUUAUUUAGUAUGAAGUUGAUUGCAAACAUUACCUUACCUCUAUCUUUCAGGAUGGAGAGUGAUGAGGACAGCGACGCUCCAGACAGUAUUGUUCCAGCAUCCUCUCCUGAGAGUGACCUAGGUGACGAGGCACCCCGCUUCCCUCGCCUCAGAGAACCCAAAGAGGAGGAGACCGAGAGAACCAUCUCCCCUACCAUACCACUCAUCCCCCGCACUGCCAUCCCAGGUAGGACCACUACACAUUCUUCUGAUCUCAUAAAAAAUAUAGGUUACUUGUUGACAAUGCACUUAUUGUAAGUUGCUCUUGAGCGUGCGUCAAAGAGCAUCGCUAAAUGACUAAAAUAUUUCAAAAUGUAGUACCAAACUAAUAAUUGGACUAUCACUUCGGAAAUAUUAACUUAGGAAUUCCCUCCUCUUGCCAGUCCACGUCAUCUUUUUUCUGUCCUUGUCCAGUGUUUCCAGAGAACAAGCCGUUUGAAGCAGCGGAUGACAAGGUGGUGUCUACAACCAACCCCUGGGACAAAGCCAAGAGCAACGAGGUGGCUGUGACCUUCGCACUGUCCUCCGCUGCAGCCAAGGUACUGAGCUAACCCUCUUACGUCCCUACACCCCUUUCUGACCCCCUCUCAUUUUCACUCCAACCAAUCUCCUAUCUAGCCUGGUCCCAGAUCAGUUUGUGCUAUUUUGCCAACUCCUAUGGUCAUUGUCACGUUUGGCAAAUGGCACAAACCGAUAUGGGACCAGGCUAGCUCCUAUCUGAACUAAACCAUGAACUGUCUGUCAAGAAAAAACAACAACAAUUGGGACAGUUAAGAUCUUGAUGGAUGGGUGGGUUGAUGUUUAUUUCUCCAGAAUCUGAACCAUGUAAUGGUGGCGGUGGCUCAGCUCCUCCACAUGCGGAUGCCUGGUUCCUAUGAGGUGGCUUUCUCUCCCAGCCCGGGCAGAGCAGGAGCCUCAGGACCAGGAAAAAGCCCCGAACAACCAGGUACUGGACCUCCAGAUGAUUUCUAUUAUAUUUAUCCUCACAGUUAAGUCCCAAAUAGAAUGUAGUUACCUACUAAAUAGUGAUCUAACCAAAAACAUAACAUUUUUGGGAGGAGAAUAAGCUGAUCCUAGAUCUAUGCCUAAGCUUAAUGUUUCUCCAGGUUGAACCCCCCCCCAUCUUAAAUUAUUAGCUAGAUAAAAUAAUUGGAGAAACAGAAAAGAAACCGAUUUAUAAUAGUAAACUCUCCCCUCAGGUACCCCGUGUGUGAAGACUGGUGGUAUAGAUGGUAGUUCACCCAACCAGGAUGCAGAGUGGCUCAGACAGUUUGAUGUUUCUCUGCCAGGCUGCACUCUGAAGAAACAGGUGGACAUCCUCUCACUCAUCAAACAGGUAUGUCACAUUCUCUCCAUUUCAGGGAUGUGAAUAUUCCUUAUUAAUCAGAAAAUUCCUGCUUUCCUGAUAUUCCUCCAAUAUAAUAGACAGACCUAUUCCUGGGCCAAAAUCCUUGUCCUGCUCACAUCCCUGUGCAGCAGUGCUCCAGACUGCGGCCAUGUAGUCUCAUUUUGCGACCCUUGAACUUGGCUGUGCGAGGUACAUUUUGAAUUGGUCUUAAUCGGUGCGAGCUGCACAUUCUAUCUGAUCACCUCAAUCAGAACUUCAAAACAUUUUUUGCGGAUAAAGCAAUUAUUUGGUCAAACAGUAAAGUGCACUAUCCUCAUGAUUUCUAUAGGCCUAAUGAAAUGAAAUCAAAUGUAUUUGUCACAUGCACCGAAUACAACAGGUGUAGACCUUACUGUGAAAGUGCCUGUUUCGCUGGGGCCGGCAGCUUUGGUGAGCUGUGAGGAUUUCUCAAUAUUGAGCUAGUAGCACACUAUUUUAUAACCGAGACAUCUGAUAUGGCUUUAAAAAAUGCACACCAGCCAUUGCAAGUGCAUGUAUGCCUCAUUGGAUAGUGCCACUGCAGUUUUUUAGGACAUGAAAUGUACUGUUCGAUUUAAUACUACUAGUUGUGGGUUUUAUAUUUAGUUAGUGAUCAGACUAAGUUUCCACUCCCUCAGGUGGUAAAUUAGCCCCAAAUGAAUCAGGCCUAUGUGAUAUUAGUGCACAUAAAGAUGUAUCAAAUGCCUGUUUUGAACAAAAAAAAAUAAUAAUAAUAAUCUGGAGUCCUAUUUUAACAUAGAAAUAUAACCAUAGCCUAAUUGUCAAACCAAAAUUCAUGGCAAUCACUGGAUUAGGUUGUACAUCAAAAUAUUUUGAAUCAUGCGUUCUUGCUUUGACAUGUUAAAUGAAACAACCUAUUUAUUGAAUACAGUCUCAGUAGUGUAAUACAGUUCUUAAUAAAGCACAGUGAAUGACUGACUUUAUAAGAUCAUUACAAAAAAAUAUACACUGCUCAAAAAAAUAAAGGGAACACUUAAACAACACAAUGUAACUCCAAGUCAAUCACACUUCUGUGAAAUCAAACUGUCCACUUAGGAAGCAACACUGAUUGACAAUACAUUUCACAUGCUGUUGUGCAAAUGGAAUAGACAACAGGUGGAAAUUAUAGGCAAUUAGCAAGACACCCCCAAUAAAGAACUGGUUUUGCAGGUGGUGACCACAGACCACUUCUCAGUUCCUAUGCUUCCUGGCUGAUGUUUUGGUCACUUUUGAAUGCUGGCGGUGCUUUCACUCUAGUGGUAGCAUGAGACGGAGUCUACAACCCACACAAGUGGCUCAGGUAGUGCAGCUCAUCCAGGAUGGCACAUCAAUGCGAGCUGUGUCAAGAAGGUUUGCUGUGUCUGUCAGCGUAGUGUCCAGAGCAUGGAGGCGCUACCAGGAGACAGGCCAGUACAUCAGGAGAUGUGGAGGAGGCCGUAGGAGGGCAACAACCCAGCAGCAGGACUGCUACCUCCGCCUUUGUGCAAGGAGGAGCACUGCCAGAGCCCUGCAAAAUGACCUCCAGCAGGCCACAAAUGUGCAUGUGUCUGCUCAAAUGGUCAGAAACAGACUCCAUGAGGGUGGUAUGAGGGCCCAACGUCCACAGGUGGGGGUUGUGCUUACAGCCCAACACCGUGCAGGACGUUUGGCAUUUGCCAGAGAACACCAAGAUUGGCAAAUUCGCCACUGGCGCCCUGUGCUCUUCACAGAUGAAAGCAGGUUCACACUGAGCACAUGUGACAGACGUGACAGAGUCUGGAGACGCCGUGGAGAACGUUCUGCUGCCUGCAACAUCCUCCAGCAUGACCGGUUUGGCGGUGGGUCAGUCAUGGUGCGGGGUGGCAUUUCUUUGGGGGGCCGCACAGCCCUCCAUGUGCUCGCCAGAGGUAGCCUGACUGCCAUUAGUUACCGAGAUGAGAUCCUCAGACCCCUUGUGAAACCAUAUGCUGGUGUGGUUGGCCCUGGGUUCCUCCUAAUGCAAGACAAUGCUAGACCUCAUGUGGCUGGAGUGUGUCAGCAGUUCCUGCAAGAGGAAGGCAUUGAUGCUAUGGACUGGCCCGCCCGUUCCCCAGACCUGAAUCCAAUUGAGCACAUCUGGGACAUCAUGUCUCGCUCCAUCCACCAACGCCACGUUGCACCACAGACUGUCCAGGAGUUGGCGGAUGCUUUAGUCCAGGUCUGGGAGGAGAUCCCUCAGGAGACCAUCCGCCACCUCAUCAGGAGCAUGCCCAGGCGUUGUAGGUAGGUCAUACAGGCACGUGGAGGCCACACACACUACUGAGCCUCAUUUUGACUUGUUUUAAGGACAUUACAUCAAAGUUGGAUCAGCCUGUAGUGUGGUUUUCUACUUAAAUUUUGAGUGUGACUCCAAAUCCAGACCUCCAUGGGUUGAUACAUUUGAUUUCCGUUGAUUAAUUUUUGUGUGAUUUUGUUGUCAGCACAUUCAACUAUGUAAAGAAAAAAGUAUUUAAUAAGAUUAUUUCAUUCAUUCAGAUCUAGGAUGUGUUGUUUAAGUGUUCCCUUAAUUUUUUUGAGCAGUGAUAUUGUGUGGAAAGAAAUUGGUGCGACCAAAUCAUGGGCUGGUGCCACCAACUGAAAACAUUCGUACACCAGUGCCAUCAGGAUAAAGUGUUAGUUUGGAGGCCUGCUGUGCAGUCUCCCUAUGAUAUAACCCUAUAUAUUUAUGAUGUAGCUAUAUUUAUUAAGGGUGGAACGAUUCACCGAUACGCAUUGGCCUCCGAUUCAAAUGUUUAAGAUAGGACUGAAUCGGUCCGCGGACAACCACAUUGAUCCGAAUGUAGCAUGCAUCGGUCCAAAGACAAUCGAUUCAAACCUUACGAAUAGCCGAUUCACACUUGUUUUGUGCUCAUUGCUUUCUACCUCCUCUUUUGUGACAACUGAGGCAUCCUCCAGUGUCAAACUAAGCAUGUAACUGUGUUGACAAUCGUAGGUCUAGAAGUCAUUUUGCAUGCUGAAUAACCCUAGCGAACAUCAGUAGCCUAGUCAAUUUGCGCACUGUGCCCAGCUUCGGCCUGUUCCUGAUCUUGCACAUCUGUGUGGCACCUUCAGCAUUGAAAUGCUAAAAUGGCUUGCGCGAUAUUAAGCUUUAUUAGUUGAAUGACAACCUAUGUAAUUUGCUAGGUAGUUGUUAUCUACAGUGGGGAAAAAAAGUAUUUAGUCAGCCACCAAUUGUGCAAGUUCUCCCACCUAAAAAGAUGAGAGGCCUGUAAUUUUCAUCAUCGGUACAAGUCAACUAUAUAUAUAACUUUUAAAAAAACUUUUAAAAAACUAUGACAGACAAAUUGAGAGAAAAAAAUCCUGAAAUUCACAUUGUAGGGUUUUUAACAAAUUUAUUUCCACAUUUUGGUGGAAAAUAAGUAUUUGGUCACCUACAAACAAGCAAGAUUUCUGGCUCUUACAGACCUGUAACUUCUUCUUUAAGAGGCUCCUCUGUCCUCCACUCGUUACCUGUAUUAAUGGCACCUGUUUGAACUUGUUAUCAGUAUAAAAGACACCUGUCCACAACCUCAAACUGUCACACUCCAAACUCCACUAUGGCCAAGACCAAAGAGCUGUCAAAGGACACAAGAAACAAAAUUGUAGACCUGCACCAGGCUGGGAAGACUGAAUCUGCAAUAGGUAAGCAGCUUGGUUUGAAGAAAUCAACUGUGGGAGCAAUUAUUAGGAAAUGGAAGACAUACAAGACCACUGAUAAUCUCCCUUGAUCUGGGGCUCCACGCAAGUUCUCACCCCGUGGGGUCAAAAUGAUCACAAGAACGUUGAGCAAAAAUCCCAGAACCACACGGGGGGACCUAGUGAAUGACCUGCAGAGAGAUGGGACCAAAGUAACAAAGCCUACCAUCAGUAACACACUACGCCGCCAGGUACUCAAAUCCUGCAGUGCCAGACGUGUCCCCCUGCUUAAGCCAGUACAUGUCCAGGCCCGUCUGAAGUUUGCUAGAGUGCAUUUGGAUGAUCCAGAAGAGGAUUGGGAGAAUGUCAUAUGGUCAGAUGAAACCAAAAUAUAACUUUUUGGUAAAAACUAAACUCGUCGUGUUUGGAGGACAAAGAAUGCUGAGUUGCAUCCAAAGAACACCAUACCUACUGUGAAGCAUGGGGGUGGAAACUUCAUGCUUUGGGGCUGUUUUUCUGCAAAGGGACCAGGACGACUGAUCCGUGUAAAGGAAAGAAUGAAUGGGGCCAUGUAUCGUGAGAUUUUGAGUGAAAACCUCCUUCCAUCAGCAAGGGCAUUGAAGAUGAAACGUGGCUGGGUCUUUCAGCAUGACAAUGAUCCCAAACACACCGCCCGGGCAACGAAGGAGUGGCUUCGUAAGAAGCAUUUCAAGGUCCUGGAGUGGCCUAGCCAGUCCAGAUCUCAACCCCAUAGAAAAUCUUUGGAGGGAGUUGAAAGUCUGUGUUGCCCAGCGACAGCCCCAAAACAUCACUGCUCUAGAGGAGAUCUGCAUGGAGGAAUGGGCCAAAAUACCAGCAACAGUGUGUGAAAACCUUGUGAAGACUUACAGAAAACGUUUGACCUGUGUCAUUGCCAACAAAGGGUAUAUAACAAAGUAUUGAGAAACUUUUGUUAUUGACCAAAUAUUUAUUUUCCACCAUAAUUUGCAAAUAAAUUCAUUAAAAAUCCUACAAUGUGAUUUUCUGGAAAAAAAAAUCUCAUUUGGUCUGUCAUAGUUGACGUGUACCUAUGAUGAAAAUUACAGGCCUCUCUCAUCUUUUUAAGUGGGAGAACUUGCACAAUUGGUGGCUGACUAAAUACUUUUUUUCCCCACUGUAUGCACUGUUGAAAAUUGUUUUUUACCGGAAUAAAUGUAAGCUACCGGAGACGCAACUCUCAUCUGGCUACUCCUGCUGAACGGGCCUUACAAUAUAUUUUAUUUUCAUUGUUCAGGUUUACCAUCAGCAAUAGUUUUGGUAGUUUUGCUUUUAACAAUCAGUGUAUAUGGUCAUUUUUAGAUAUAGGCUACAGGGUAACAUUUAUAAUUUCAUAACAAGGAAUCACUUUUGCAAGGUGCACUGACCGGCCAAAGCAGGAGGAGAAAAGAAGCUCACUAAAAACGUCCAAACGGUCAAAACAAUUUGAUUUUGAGAUGGGGGUGAAAUCCAAAGUUGUUCUAUAUAUUCAUUGGCUAUGUCAUAGCUCAUUUGUAAAUGAUAAAUAUUGAUACAUUACUAGCUCAAACACUUAAUCUGCAAAAAUGACAAGUUAAUUAGUGGGUGAUGGUGAUUUCAGAACCAAAGUGGGGGACAAAAAACAGGCUACAUUACCCCCCCUGUAAUCUGAUGGUGGUAGAUGCCUAGUCCUGGUCCUGGUCGUGGUCCUCUGUAGCUCAAUUGGUAGAGCAUGGCGCUUGUAACGCCAGGGUAGUGGGUUCGAUCCCCGGGACCACCCAUACGUAAAAAUGUAUGCACACAUGACUGUAAGCUUUGGAUGAAAGCGUCUGCUAAAUGGCUUAUUAUUAUUAUUAUUAUUAUUAUUAUUAUUAUUAUUAUUAUUAUUAUAGUCUCCCUUAUGACACUAAUCAAGUGCCUACAUAUAGUAUACACCAUAGACAUCAUUUACACUCACACACACAGAGUGCUUUGAGCGUCUGGAAAUAGAGCUAUAUAACUCCAAUAAAUUACUAUUAGUCAGGUUAGCUACAGACCUUUGCACAUGGCCUUUUUUGUCAAAUGUCAAUGACCUGGAGGAGACUCCUCAAAACACUUUCAUUUCUCUCUCAGGAGUUCCCCGAACAGGAGGACAAACCGGUUCAGCACUGUUACACCACCAACGUGUCUGACCUGGACGUACGCCAUCUCCCCGUCAUCCCUGUCGAGGAUUCCCCGCCCUCCUCUCCCUCUCCUCCUCCAGCUCCUCCUAGUGAACCUGAGCCUCCCACACAACCAGCCUCCCCAUCCCAGCCAGCCUCCCCCUCUCAGCUAGCCUUUCCCUCUCAAGCUCCCUCCAGCCCUGCUCAGACCACCUUUCAGAUUAAAACGGAGCCUGCCACCGCCACUGUUCAGAUCAAAACGGAGCCUGAGGCUGAGGAGGCCAUCCUUCCCCCUCCUGACCCUGUCCUUCUCCCUGACUCUGACCCUGGUGCUGACACUAAGGCUCCUGUUCCUAACUCUGCUGAGGCUCCUGCUGCUCAGGCGGACUGUGAUGCCAAGCCUGCUGACCAACCAGCCCCCCAGCCCCAGGACACCCCCACAUCCCCCACCCCCAGCCUGGAGGUGAUCUCCCCCAAGGUGAAGCACCGCAGCAGGCCCCUCUCGCCCGACCCUGAGGAGAUGGUGGUCCGGCCCAAGGUGAAGAAGUGGAAGGGCCUCCGUUGGAAGCGUCUCCAGAUCGUCAUCACCAUCCGUAAAGGAGGCUCCAAGAAGGAGAGCAGCCGCGGGGUCUCAGAGCUCAUGGAGCGUCUCCGCAUCACCCUGAGACCUGAUAAACUGCCCCGGGACAAACGCAAGUGCUGCUUCUGCCACGAGGAGGGCGACGGCGCCACGGACGGCCCCGCCAGGCUCCUCAACAUCGACGUGGACCUGUGGGUUCAUCUCAACUGCGCCCUAUGGAGCACGGAAGUGUACGAGACGCAGGGAGGCGCGCUGAUGAACGUAGAAAUGGCGUUGAGGCGCGGGCUCCGCACCCGCUGUGCCUACUGCCAGAAGACGGGCGCCACCAACAGCUGCAGCCGCCUGCGCUGCCCCAACGUCUACCACUUCGCCUGCGGCAUCCGGGCCCGCUGCAUGUUCUUCAGGGACAAGACCAUGCUGUGCACCCAACACAAACUGAAAGGACCCAGCGAGGAGGAGCUGACGGGCUUCGCCGUGUUCCGCCGCGUCUACAUCGAGAGAGACGAGGUUAAGCAGAUCGCUAGUAUUUUACAACGCGGCGACCGCAUCCACCUGUUCCGCGUAGGCGGCCUCAUCUUCCACGCCGUUGGCCAGCUGCUGCCGUCUCAGAUGCAAGCCUUCCACUCUCCGACCGCCAUCUUCCCCGUGGGCUACGAGGCUACCAGGAUCUACUGGAGCACGCGGGUGCCUAACCGCCGGUGUCGGUAUCGUUGUCGUAUCAGCGAGACGGAGGGAAGGCCGCUGUUCGAGGUACGGGUGCUGGAGCAUGGACAGGAGGACCUGCACUACCGCGACACCAGCCCAGAAGGUACACCCAGACCCUGCUCAGGCUGCCUCUGUUGAAAUGUCCAAUCACAGAACUGUCCACAGUUAGGGUUAAUUUGUCUAAAUUGCCAUUCAUUUGGAAUUUAGUUGCUAGUUUUUGGUAAUUGCACCAUUGCGAACACAGCCAUAUCUGUAAUUUAAAUGGAAUUGACUCCAUCUCUGCAAUUUACUAAUCUGGUCUGUAAGCAUGUCCUGUGUUUCCUGUCCUCCCUCUAGGUAUCUGGGACAGAGUGGUUCAGUCUGUAGCUAAGCUGAGAGAAGAGUCUGCCAUGCUGAAGCUGUUCACUGACCAUGUGAAGGGAGAGGACAUGUACGGCCUCACGGUCCACGCCGUGCUGCGCAUCACUGAGUCGGUAAGAAGUCCUUUCCGAAAUCAGAAUCGCCAUUUGGCUUUUUCCUCUGCUCUCAUUGCUUCCAUGAAACCAAUGUCUGUGUCUCCAAUGAGACCCUAUUACCCACACAGUUCCCUACUUUGUGUCCUUUUGACCACCAGAGUCACUAUGGCUCUGGUUAAAAGAAGUGCACUGUGGAGGGAAUAGGGUGUCAUCUGAGAUAUGGAUCAUGCUUUUUCAUUGUUCAUUUCACUAACAUCCUGUGGGUUACAUUAUUAGUUGCCUGGAGUGGAGAGCUGCCAGAACUAUGUGUUCCGCUAUGGUCGCCACCCUCUGAUGGAGCUGCCCCUCAUGAUCAACCCCACCGGCUGCGCCCGCUCCGAACCCAAGAUCCUCACACACUGCAAGAGGUAAGAAUGCAGUAUAGUCCUCCACGUAGAUGGCAUAGAUAAUAUGAUCAUAUGCUGUAGCGAUACAUUUUUUGUAUGAUCUUAAUCCUCACACACGGCAAGAGGUAAGACUGCAAUAUAGUCUUCAAAAUAGAUUUAUAGUAGUAGUUAUAGAAAAUAGUAUUAUAGUAUACUAGUAUAGAAGGUAUAGAUAUGUUGUUUAGAGAAUCUAGAUAUCGAUAUGCUGUGUAGAGCAGUGGUUCUCAACUGGUUUUGCCUCGGGACCCAAAUUGGACCUGGUUGUCUGUUGCAACCCAAUAAUUGCAUAUGCAAUUUUUUGGGGGAAAAAUGCCAUCUGGGAAGCAGCAAUUUUUUAUGCUAUAUUGAUAGUAAAUGUAGCAAUUUAUAUGACAAGGGAACAACAUUUUCCAUUGUCAAUCAUCCAUUUUGCCCAUAUUCUUGAUGAAGAAUGUUAGUAAGCUCACUGGUUUGAGACCACAAAAUCAACCAAAUCGGCUAAAUAGCGCUGCUAAUAGCUCUAUAUUGAAAAUAUUAGCUAAUUGAAUAAAUAUAUAUAUUUUUUCAAUUAUUCUAAAAUGUUCAUGAUCAUUUCUACACACUUUCUACCUGACUUUAGUAGUUUAAGUUCAGACUAGAGUAGUUUUAAUCCACCACCCAAAAAAUUAAAUGAAAAAAUCUAGUUGAGAAUCCAGUUGAGAAUCACUGGUGUAGAGGACAUAGAUAACUAGCUGUGUGGUCUGUUAGUAGUUGAUUAUAAAGUUGUUAGUUCAGGCCACACAUUCUGAUUGGUCAAAAAGUGUGUUCCAUGCAUUAUCCACAGUAUACAAUAAUGAGGGAGCGCUCCCUCACUGUCGACAUAAAUAUCCUCAAAGUCAUUUUUUGUGUUUCAUCAAAUGUUAUGAAGAGUGACACUUAAACAUUUCUAAACUGAAUGACACGAUGACUGUGCAGACUGACUCUGAUCUAGUUCUGUGUCUCUCUCUCUUAGGCCUCACACCCUGAACAGUACGUCCAUGUCCAAGGCCUACCAGAGCACCUUCACCGGCGAGAUCAACACCCCCUACAGCAAGCAGUUUGUCCACUCCAAGUCCUCCCAGUACCGCCGUCUGAAGACAGAGUGGAAGAACAACGUCUACCUGGCCCGGUCCCAAAUCCAGGGCCUGGGGCUGUACGCUGCCAAGGACCUGGACAAACACACCAUGGUCAUCGAGUAUAUAGGAACCAUCAUCCGCAACGAGGUGGCCAACCGCCGCGAGAAAAUCUACGAGGAACAGGUGGGUGGCUCUUGAGUAGUCAAUAGCAGUCCAGACUAUUGAGUAGUCAAUAGUCUUUGUCUGUUUAGAGUAGCUGUGAUCAGUUGUUGAUUUUACACAAAAACUUAACAAAAUGGUGAAAAGACAGAUAAAGAUUGUAAUAUAUUUGUUCAUAUUCAAGGUAUCAGUGGAUUGGAAUGUUUAUGACCUCUCUUCCUGCUUGUUUUCUUCUAGAACCGUGGGAUCUACAUGUUCCGCACCAACAACGAGCAUGUGAUCGAUGCCACUCUGACCGGCGGCCCUGCUCGGUAAGUGUUGACGUGUACUUUCUCUUUCAUAUUAUGUUUGUCCCCGGUCUCACCCUCUGUUUUCCUCUUUAGCUAUGUCAACCACUCCUGUGCCCCCAACUGUGUUGCUGAGGUGGUGACGUUUGACAAAGAGGACAAGAUCAUCAUUAUCUCCAGUCGCCGAAUCCCCAAGGGUGAAGAG